CGGAGACACGUUUACAGAAACUGAGCCAGAAAAAGCGCAACCAACGUAGAUUUGGCUAGGAUUCAAAAAGGUAAAUAAAAAACAAACGUCCCAUAAGGAAAAAUAUGUAGGUUGAAGUGGCCGGGCAAACGUGAUACAAUGUAGGGAAUGGCAAACUAUAGAUUUUUUUUCCUCACUGGGACACUAUCAAUACCGAUGAUAGGCAGAUAUAGCCAAAGGUUAACUGUUCAGUAGUCCAAACAUUGUUGAGAUGAGUGAGAAAGUGUAAUUUGUUUACAGGAGCCAAUAUAGGUUUUGUUCCAGGCUCCAAGAAUUCCAGACAUUGAGGUAGGUUAAUCUUGUCCCAGAAGACCAAACCAAAAUUUCAAGUGUUGACAGUGGAAUACCUGUAAUGCAACAGGGUCCCUAGAAAGAAGCCAUGAUAGUCGACGAAGAUGAUUCUGGAGCAGCAUAGGAUGGACAUUAUGAUUGCCAUUGAGAGGAGGUCUGGAAAGGAAAAAAGUCCAUGGGCAUCUCUAGUAGUACACCAAAUAUAUAAGAACACCUACACACACCAGUGGGAGUAAAAUAUCAAAAGUAUUACCCUUUUCCACAAUAAUGUAUGUUGUAGAUAAGAAAGACUCCACUAUGUCUCAGUUAAAAACAGUGUAACCCCAAAAAAUACAAUAAAAAAUCACAAAUAGUGUAAUACAAUAAAACACCAUGUAGUAGGUAGUGGACUAUUGCACUCACAAAGGUAAGAAGUUAGAAGGCAGAACAGAAAUCUUUAUAGCUGGAAUCCUCUGUGCUCCAAAUCCCAGGAGUGUUGGGAACCAUGGUCCAAAACAGGGUAAUGAGAAAGAGAGAAACAUGAUAAUGACGUAGAUGCAGGAGGGUUCAAGAGAUGUGAGAAAACAAAUGAAUGGUGUAAUUUCAGGACUGCCAGCAUAUUUGAAGGAAGGCAUCUGUUGCAAAACCUUUCGGGUCUGGUUUCUAGCAGAAGAAUCUCAGAAGUUGGAAAUUUAAACAGUGUCAAAUUUGGCAGUGUCAACUGUGGGAUUAGGCAAUGUAAGAAUUGGAAGAGAUCCAUCAGAAAACAAAGGAAUUGAUGGAAGCAGACUUAUCAGGCACCUUCUCACAAAGAUGGCUCAGAGUCAGAUGUAUCCAGGAGAACUUUAGCUGAUUUUGCACAGUGGAGGACUCUUUUCCAUGGUGUGACUGCGUCAACAGUGACAGCAUGUAUCUUGUCUGUCAUUGUUUUUUUGGGGGUGUAGGCCUCAUUAUGGUGGGACUUGGUGGUCAAUUUAUGACUGUGGGAAGUCACAGUAGGCUUGUCAUCAGUGGUGGAUCCAGGGGGGGCAACGGGGCAAUUGACCCCCCUGACCCCCCCCGAGAUUCUCCCCUGCCAGCUAAUGCAGGGCUGGCAUUGUCUAAGCGCCAGCCCUGCAAUGUGCCUGCGGACCGGGGAGGGAGAUCAAUCCCCGGUACGCGGGCAUUGUGCUGACACCCGGCGGGGGGAGGGAGUGAGAGAGGACCCGGGAGCUCUUACCUGCAGCUCCUGCGGGUUCUCCUCUCGCGAGCAUGGAGCGUUGCCGCGGUUACCACGGCAAUGCUCCAAAUCUCGCGAGAGUGAACUCUAGCCCUGGAGCGCGAGCUAGAGUUCACCUUACCACCACUGGGACCACCAGGGAAUCCCCAACGGACCACCAGGGAUCGAAAUAUGUCCCCCCCUCCUCCCAGUAAAGGUAAGAAGGGAGGGGGCACAUAAAGAAUAUAUGUUUUAGUACAGUUAAAUAAAAAAAAAAACAGAUAUAAGAAGGGUAGGGGGGGCUUUUAAUAUUUUAAUAUAAUAUGUGUUGUUUUUUAAAUUUUUUAAAUUAAUAUGUAUGUAUGGAGGCAGUGUAUGUGAGUGUGGGAGGGCGAUGUGUGUGAAGGGUAGGGGGCUUUUUAAUAAUCACACACACAUUGCUCCCCCCCCACACACACUCACACUGCCCCCCAUACACACACACUGCCCCAUACACACUCACUGCCCCCAUACACACACACUGCCCCCAUACACACACUGCCCCCAUACACACACACUGCCCCCCUUACACACACACUGCCCCCCACAUACACACACACUGCCCCCCACAUAUACACACACUGCCCCACAUAAAGCCACACUGCCCCCAUACACACACACUGCUCCCCAUACACACACACUACCCCACAUACACACACCCCCAUACACACACUGCCCCCCAUACACUGCCCCAAACUCACACAUACACUGCAAUCCUCACACACACACACACACUGCAAAUAUCACACACAAAUACUGACACACACAUACACUGCCCCCCUAACACACACAGUGCACCCCUGACAUAUAUUGCCACCCUCACUCACACACUGUCCCCCUCACACACACACUGCACCCCUUACACAUUGCACCACUCACACACAUCACUGCCCCUAUGCCCUACUACAGCCCCAUUUCCCAGCAGACCUCAGGUAAGUUGUGAAACUGUUAUUAAACAGUUUGACUACUUACUCUGGGAGGGGGUCCCGGCACUAUUGACACCAUAACCGCUACACUGAGCUGUAGUGGUUAUUGUGUCUGGAUUAUUUCUUUAAAUAAUCUACAAGUGCCCCUCCCGAGAUCAGGCUCUGGAUCCACCACUGCUUGUCAUCAGGAGUAGUGGAAGGAACCGGGAUUCCCACUUUUUGGCAGGUUUAAGUCCUGCAAAAUAGCAUUGGAAAUAGACUGGAUGAGAGUAUCAAACACUUUUACCAUUGCAGAAUAAAUUGCCUGAGUGAAAAAUGUGGUUAUUGUGGUAUUAAAAAAUGAGUGCAACUCUUUAGAAUUCAUGCCACAAUUCAAUAUAUUUGGAUACACUUUUUAAAUGAUUUUAUAUUUUUAGAUAUUAUUAAAACAGCGAAUUUCCAAAAAUAUAUAGGGGUCUAUUCACUAAAACAUGAGUUAUGGAAAAGUGGGAAGGUAACUGUAUAUUUUAAGCUGAAAACAUAAGUGAAUUAUGCUGACCUACUUUAGCCUACAGUUUGUAAUUCCUUUGUUAUUUGCCAAGAUUACAGACUAAUACAACAAAAUGCUGCUUUUAAACAAGUGAUUAGAUUUAAAUGACUAGUAUGAUUUUAUUUAUUUUAAAGUAAAUAUUCACAUCUAAAGAAAUACGAAUCCAAGUGAUUUAAUGGGGCCCUCAAGUGGUAAAAUUCAAGAAUGCAUGUAGUAUAAAAAUAUCUAAAUAGCCAUGGUGCUUUUUUCAAAUAAAGAUAGAAUAAGCAGUGCGAAAACACUAACAAGUUAUCCACUAAAGCGAAAAUGGCCAGGUAUUCAAAGUGAAUUUCAAAUUUAAGGCCAAAACAGCAAAACUGGAAAAAUUGCUUCUAUUUCAGAUAUUUUAACAUUGAAUUUGAAAUUCCUUACAAUUCUCACUUUAGUUAAUAGCUCUGUCAGUGAUGUGUGAUCUAACUGUAACACACUCCAGCACUAAAACAGUAAUAAAUAUAUACUUGAAUUAACAUGUCAAUCAAAUAAAUGUAUAGGUGAUCAGAACAACAAAGCAUAUACAAAAGAUAUAUAUAUAUAUAUAUAUAUAUAUAUAUAAAUCACAAUAGUUUCUGGCACUCAUCCCAUAGCAAAAGCAUAAAUUCAGCAAUGACCAGGUGCCUCUCCGUGCAAAAUAUACAAAUGGAACAAAUUGAGAGCACUCAUUGGAUUUAGUAAACAAAAAAAUAUAUUAAAUCAAACGCAUAUAAAUCAACGUUUCGACGGUCUUGAUAAAGACCGCUAGACGGUCGAAACGUUGAUUUAUAUGCGUUUGAUUUAAUAUAUUUUUUUGUUUACUAAAUCCAAUGAGUGCUCUCAAUUUGUUGCAUUUAUAUAUAUAUAUAUAUAUAUAGAGAGAGAGAGAGAGAGAGAGAGAGAGAGAAAAAUAAAAUUGUGAAAUAUGCAUUCAAAAACAUUUAUGAAUUAAAAAAUCCAUUAAAUGUGCAAAAAUCAUAGAUUAAAUGUGCAUACGGCCUGCAAAGCUCCGGCGAAAAAUCAACUAAAAACCAACACUGCACUGCAAAAGUUACCGAAAACAGACCCAGACCGUGUCCCUGAUACCGGAGGAAGACAUGGGGAAAAGCUCCAAGAAUUUAAAACUCACUCGGGAGAUGGACACUGAAGUAUCGGAGAACUCUUCCACACGUGGCCUAGGCCCAAGAUGGCGGUGCCGCCUGACAACCCUGACUCUUCAUCCUCCUCCGAGGAACUGUUAGAUGCCCCUGACCCUAUACCGGAAGCAGAACUAUCAACUCCUCACUUAACCCGGGGGGAACAUGGAGCCCCGGCCACCAAAGGAAAUAUAAUGGUAUCUCUUAUUGACAGCCACUAGAGGCGCUUCUGCGCUUCUCACUGUGAUUUUCACAAUGACAAGAUGCCAGCGUCCAUAGGAAAGCAUUGAGAAUGCUUUCCUAUGGACUGGCUGAAUGCGCAUGCGCAUUCAGCCGAUGAUGACCAAAGGAGGAGGAGAUUCACCAGCGCCGAGGGAGCCCGGCUCUGGAGAAAGGUAAGAUUUUAACCCCUUCCUCCCCCUUCAGCCGAGCAGGAGUGGAACCCUGAGGGUGGGGGCACCCUCAGGACACUAUAGUGCCAGGAAAAUGAGUUUGUUUUCCUGGCACUAUAGUGGUCCUUUAACCGAUGGUAAAGUCCCCUCAAUGCUUAGUAAAAUGUAUCCACUGCUUUACCAAAUUGCUGGAGAUGCGGUUUGGUAAAAGGGGAUUUUGUCCAUAUUUCGUGGACAUGCCCAAAAUUAACAAAAUUAUGGAAUGAUAUAUCGCAACAGCUGAAACAAUGGUUUGGACAUGAAUGGGAGUUGAAUCCAGAAAUGGCUCUUUUACAUUUAAACUUUCCCAAACAAAAAAAAGAUGGAAUCAUAUUCUGACAGCAACCAAAUUAUUAUUAGCCAGAAAUUGGUUAUCAAUUAAAAUCCCAACUUGGCUGGAGAUUAAAACGCAUAUUUAUACACAAUGUGCUAAGGAAAGGGGUGUUUUAAGUCAAUCCAAUUGUAAAAGGUCAGAAUUUAAAUUCUGGAAUGAUUGGUUAGCUACUUUGGGGGAGACUUAAUCUAGGUAGUAUAUGAACCCAAGAAAUAACGCACACAGUCAAAGUUCUCCCAUAAAGAGAAUUUGAAUAAACCAGAAUUUAAUCUCCGGAUUGACUACUUAGCUAUCUUAGGCAAAGAUUAACAGUGAAACUUAGGAUCCUAGGUAUUAUACACACUAGUCAAAGUUUUCCUAAAAGGAAAUAAGAAAGGAAAAGAAAAAUAAAGGGAAGAGAGAAGGGGAAAGAAAGGGAAAGAAGUGAAAAGAGAGAAAGGAAAGAAAGGAAGAAAAAGACGGAAAAGAAAAAAAGGGAAGAAGGGGGCAAGAAAUUUUUUUAAAAAUUCAAAAUAAUUAAUAAAUAAAUAAAUAAAAGUAAAGAAGAAAUACUAAGGAAAAAGAUCCCCAUACAUGGAAAGUAUGUCCUGUACUUGUGUCUUUGCCUCCUACGUUUUUUCAUGAUCAGUUAAUCCUCAAGCCCACCAAAAUAUUGAUAUACAUUUUUUUGGGUAGUUAAUGUUCAUAAUUUAUAAGUCUAUUAAUUAGUUUUUUAAGUGAUUUAGGUUAAAUAAGAGUAAAGAAAGCGAAACAGAUAAUGAAUAGAAAAAAACAAGGAAAACGUAGGAGAGAGAGGGGAAUGAACGUGGGAAAGGAAAACGAUAAAAGAUAAGGAUAAAUAAGAGAGGGAAAUUAAAAAAAAACAAAGAAAACGAUAAGCUCUUAGACAAAAGGCCCCUACCAUAUAUAUAUUACUGAAUUUGGAUCGAAGUGUUUGUUUUUUGUAAUGUUAAAUGUUUUUAAUCAUUAUGAGUUUAUAAGAUGAAUAUAAUAAAGGGAUAGUAAUAGAAAAGAGAAAUAGAGGAAGAGGGAAAGAGACGAAUGAGAAAUAAUACAUGAUGAUAAAGGUAUAUCCAUAAAUAAGCAUUUAUUAGUAAGUUAGUCUGUACAGUUGGCUAUUAUGUUCCACUAAUAGGGAGCAGGUGAAACCCUACUGAUAAGAUAUCACGGUGCCACCUAUUUAAUGGUAAACCAGUAUAGGGCUAACCAGGGCCAGAUUAAGAGCCCAUUGGGCCUGGUGCUGACAAUUAUGACGGGCCUAAUUACAGAAUCAUAUCGACCAAAAACAGUAAAACACUCCCAAGCGUCAUGUAUCUGAUGGAGAUGGUGCUGGAGAGAAAGAAAACAGCAGCUAUAAUAAAACACAUACCCUAGGCUAAUCUCUCUCUAAUUUAUGUUUUCAUUUUUCAAGUAAAUCCAUAACCCCUAACAGCAACGUCCAAUCAAGCAGGAAGUCAAUGGGCAUGGUAAAAGGGUGUGCCACUGACACAAAUCACGUAACCUGCUAAAAGGGGCGAACAUGCCCAAAAAGAAGACCUGUCUGCUCAGAGAAUUAGAAGGCCAGCCUGGCAUGAAUGCAUGUCAGGCUGCCUGCCAAUCAUGCAGCUGGCCAACUAAGGGCAUACUAUGCAGACAGCACCCUGAGCUUGGCAUAAAUGCAUCUAAUGAUGCGCUCACUCAACGCUUUCUAAGGACGGUCCCCUAGCACUCGCUGGUCCACUUGUCUCCUUACCUUCUUACUAGCAGGCAGAAGCUCCUGGUAUAUGGUCUGGGACAGAGAAAAGCUGUAUGUAGUGAGUGUAGAAGAAAGGGAACAUGCCACAGUGUUGGAGAGACCAAAGUCAGCAUUACUUUAACCCCUUAAGGACCAAACUUCUGGAAUAAAAUGGAAUCUUGACAUGUUACACAUGUCAUGUGUCCUUAAGGGGUUAAAGGAUCACUAUAGGGUCAGGAACACAAACAUGAAUUCAUGACCCUAUAGUGUUAACACCACCAUCUAGCCCCCCUGGGCCCCUCAUGCCUCCAUAAAUAUAGCAAAAUCUUACUAUAUUCAAGCCUGAAGCUGUAACUCUGCAUGCUGUUAUACUCAUAAAAACAAGCAGUCUGCUGACAUCAUUAGAAGUGGUGGCCUGAUCCAAUCACAGUGCUUCCUCAUAGGAUUGGCUGAGACUGACAAAGAGGCAGAUCAGGGUCAGAGCCAGCAUGAUUCAAACACAGCUCUGGCCAAUCAGCAUCUCCUUAUUUAGAUGAAUUUAAUGAAUCUCUAUGAGGAAAGUUCAGUGUCUGCAUGCAGAGGGAGGAGACCAGGCCCGGACUGGCCAUCGGGCACACCGGGCAAAUGCCCGGUGGGCCGCGGUGGCCAUGGACCGAGGCCGGCAGGGGAGGUCCCAGGAUCUCCCCUGCCGGUCUAUGCAGGGCCGGCACUCUCCUAACGCCGGCACUGUCUCUAACUUGCAGCUCCGCCGGGUUCCUCUCGCGAGAUCUGGCGCGUUGCCAUGGCAACAACCGGAUCUCGCGAGAGUGAACUCUAGCCUCACAGGCUAUGCGGGCUAGAGUUCACUCACCCACGAGGGCCACCAGGGAAUCCAGCCCUUCCAGGUGCCAGCCUCCCAGUCCCAGCGUGCCGGUCCCCCCCUCCCAGGCUAAAGGUAAGGGGGGACUGUUUUUUAUUUUUUUAUUUACCCCCUACACACAAGCAAUAACAUUUAUACAGCACUCACACCCAUCACACACAGCACCUCACACCCAUCACACACAGCACUCUCACACAGCACCAUCACACCCAGCACCUCUCACACCCAUCACACACAGCACUCUCACACAGCACCCUCACACCCAUCACACACAGCACUCUCUCUCACACAACACUCUCACACCCAUCACACACAGCACUCUCUCACACAGCACUCUCACACCCAUCACACACAGCACUCUCACACACAGCACUCUCACACCCAUCACACUCACAGCACUCUCACAGAGCACUCUCACACACACACAGCACUCUCUCACACCCAUCACACUCACAGCACUCUCUCACAGCACUCUCACACACACACAUCACUCUCUCACACGCACUCUCACACGGCACUCUCACACCCAUCACUCACACACGGCACUCUCACACCCAUCACUCACACACCCAUCACUCACACACGGCACUCUCACACACACACACACACACAUACUGCACCCCUCACAUACACACAGAACCCCCCAACACACUGCACCACACACAUACACAAUACUUCCAAAUAUAUAUAUUUAUAUACACACACACACACUCCACUCUUAAAGGACCACUCUAGCCACCCAGACCACUUCAGCUUAAUGAAGUGGUCUUGGUGCCAGGUCCUCCUAGGGUUAACCCAUUGUUUUAUAAACAUAGCCGUUUCAGCGAAACUAUAAAUGCUUUCCUAUGCGACCGGCUGAAUGCGUGCGCAGCUCUUGCCGCGCGUGUGCAUUCAGCCGACGGGGCGGAUCGGAGGAGGAGCGCUCCCCGCCCGGCGCUGGAAAAAGGUAAGUUUUAACCCCUUUCCAGAGCCGGGCGCGAGGGGGUCCCUGAGCCACAUAUGCAUCACAUUACACCACAAACACAACACGACUAAAACCGACCUUAUUACACAAUACCACACCACGACCAGCUCACUCUACACACACGCAAUACCACAAGCAGGCUCCAAACACAUGCACAAUACUCUUUCCUGGCCUUUUGUCUCCUGGUAUCCAUUUAUAGAGACACCAUAGACAAGUUGCAAGGAAACACAGUGCAAGCAUGUUAUUAAAUUUGCUUGCACUGUGCAGAACAAAUACAGGACUUUUUUCUCAUGCUAGAGCUCUUCAGCAGAGCUCUGUGCAUGGUCUGCCCUGGAAGAGCAUUGAACCAACAUGCUCACUUUGAGAGGGGGCGUGUUUGUCAUGAGUGAUGACAAAACACACCUCCUCUGCCCCGCCCCCUUCUUAGUGGGCCGCUGUAUUAAAAAAAUGCCCGGGACGAAUUUUUCUCCCAGUCUGGCCCUGGAGGAGACACUGAAUGUUUGGAUGCAUUUUAGGCAGCCAUGACCCAGGAAGGAUCUCUAACAGUCAUCUAAAGAGUGGCCAGUGAAGUUAUCACUAGGAUGUAAUGUAAAGACUGCAUUUUCUCUGAAAAGACAGUGUUUACAGCAAAAACCCUGACGGUAAUGAUUCUAUGAUUCUACUCACCAGAACAAAUUCAAUAAGCUGUAGUUGUUCUGGUGACUAUGGUGUCCCUUUAACUAUAUUCAUUGUUAGCCAGUCCACACAAGUUUUGUUCCCAUACAUCCCACUUAAGUUUCCAUACUUAAGUAAGAGUAUGUGAAAAGUAGUUAGGGUUGCCACCUUUCUUGGAAAAACAUACCGGCCUUGCUAAUUUGCAUAAUUAAAUAUGUAUGGGUGACAUCACAUGAUGUAAAUCACAAGGAGUGACAUAAGAGAAAAUGCUGUAAAAUCACCAAAAAACUACUUAGUUUGAUUCUGCUGUAUAGAUGGAUUCCUCCCAGUGCCCCAUGUCUCCCAGUGCCCUCAUGACUCAGUGCCCCCAUGUGUCGAUUACUCCAGGCCUCAGUGUUCCUAUGUAUCAGUGUCUCAGUGCCCCAUGUCUCCCAGUGUCCCCUAGUGUCGUGUCCCCAGGUCUCCCAGUGAUCCUAUGUAUCAGUGUCUCAAUGCCCCAUGUCUCCCUGUGUCCCCAUGUAUCCCAGGGUCCCCAUGUCACUAGGACACUAGGAAAACGGGGAGACCUGGGGACACGGGGAGACCUAGGGACACGGAGACACCAGUGACACUGGGAGACUAGGGGACUCUGGCUGGGACACAUGGGGACAAUGGGAGAAUAGGGGACACUUGAAGACAUGGGGACACAGACACCAGGGACACAGACACUAGAGACACUGGCUGGGGACAUUGAGACAUGGGGGCACUGGGAGACAUGGGGACACUGAGACACCAGGGGCACUGUGUCCCCAUGUGUCUGUGUCAUAAUAUCUCCCAAUGUCCCUUAGUGUCUCAGUGUCUGCCAUAAUGUCUCCCAAUGUCCCUUAGUGUCUCAGUGUCUGCCAUAAUGUCUCCCAGUGUCCCUUAGUGUCUCAGUGUCUGCCAUAAUGUCUCCCAAUGUCCCUUAGUGUCUCAUUGUCUGCCAUAAUGUUUCCCAAUGUCCCUUAGUGUCUCAGUGUCUGCCAUAAUGUCUCCCAGUGUCCCUUAGUGUCUCAGUGUCUGCCAUAAUGUCUCCCAAUGUCCCUUAGUGUCUCAGUGUCUGCCAUAAUGUUUCCCAAUGUCCCUUAGUGUCUCAGUGUCUGCCAUAAUGUCUCCCAAUGUCCCUUAGUGUCUCAGUGUCUGCCAUAAUGUCUCCCAGUGUCCCUUAGUGUCUCAGUGUCCCCAUGUCUCCUUGCAGCCUUUCCCCCAUCCCUUACUUCCCUGAGCUGUAGGCUGUCUCUGCAGGGUGGGAGUUGCUGUCUGGACUCUCUGUAGCUGCACCCCUGCAGAUCAGUGAGUAUAGAUAGGCAGGGAGGGAUAUGCUGGAACUUCCUAUCCCUGCCUGUCUCCCACACACAGUGACCCCUACUGGCCAGUGCUGGUAUUGCAUAGUAAUCUCUUGUUUAUACUGAGAAAAAUACCAGCAUUUGUAUUGCCAGUAUCACUGUACUAUUGGCACCAGCCAGGCAGCCUCAAAUACUGGCUGUGCCAAUAAAAUAAAGGCCAGGUGGAAUCCCUAAGAGUAGUGUGUGAAAAAAAGAAUUUUUUUUUUUUUUUUUUUUUUAAAUCAAUGGGCCUAUUCCAUGGGCCUGGGCCUGGAGCUGCAGCUCCAUCAGCCCCUAUGUUAAUCCGGCCCUGGGGCUAACAUGAUGUGAAGUGAUUCCUGGAAGAGUUGCAUGAUCCCUUACUGCCUCCAUAAACAACACCUAAUUCCUACAGGUCUGGAAUCACAGAAAAAUAUCCUGUGGAACUCACUGUGCUGCUUGCGUGGACAUGGGUAGUCAAUAUACUGUAGGCCAUCCAGAAACGGUCCAUUUGUCAGCCUAUAAAGCACUUCAGCAGAAAAUUAUCUUUAAAAAACUUGGGAGAAUGCUCUCUGAUCUUCUGUCUGCUAAACAUUGAAGCCUCCUGCUUUAAUUAUCAUCCAGUGCAAUCCAAUUUCAGGACUAAGACAUUGUAUAGCUUGUGUAUAUCUGCCAAUUGUGCAUGAGAUGUGUCCUGCUUGUUGUGUUCCUCCAAAAUGUCCUUCUCUAUGGCUCUGACUUAUCCAGUCUGGAUGCUGAGAUCUUCCUUAAAGAGUGCCAUUUCUAUGGUAAAGAGGACUUUGAUGUGCUGCACCAGGUUGAAAAUAACUCCCUUUGCGAUCAGUCACCAAAUUUGCCUCAGGAGACAAAACCAGGAGGCCUCUAUAAUGGAAUCGUAUCAGAGUGGGAAUUAGUAUAAUCUAAGGUUGAUGUAAAAAAUGUUGCUAACGAGAACAAAGGAAUAUUCCAAAAUCUCAGACUAUCUCCUAUUUUUCCCCGAGGUAUGGGUAGGUAUGGCACAGAGAGAGGUAAGUUUAUUUGAUUUUUAUCUGUGUUCUUGCCCAGACCUCUGGCUCAAUGCCGACAAUUUCUAAUGCAUAAAGACCCUGGACACACAAACACACUUGCCUUUAUUGAUCUGUGCAACAACUACAUAAGCAAAAUAUAAGUCCACCUAGACACCAUGAUCAAAACCGGAGCUGUAUGAGUAAAUAAAAACAAUUGUUUAUAAUAUUUCUGUGUGUGCUUAAAAAGUAAGCAUUAGUGGGUUAUUCCAUGACUAUUCUGGUGUUUUGAAAUGGUCAUUGUAUUUUCAUUAUGCACAGCCUUCCUAAAUACUUCCUGUAAAGUGGGAUCUAUUGUUUAUACUUCCUUUAUUGCACAGUAUGUUUAAUUCAGAAUGUAUUUCCUGCACUGUUAAUAGUUUUCUAGACCUUGCAUGAGCUUCCUGUAUGUUCAAUUUACAGAGCAGGACUUCUAAAAUAAGUUAACAUUUUAUUCAAAAUGCAACCAUUUUUUUCAUACAGGAUGUGUGAAUCACAACCAAGGAAAUUGUGGCUACGGCUACAUAAACAGAAACAAUACUGAUUUGAUUCCUAAAUGACAGAGAAUUGAGCAGUAAGACUGCAAUGACGUGAUAUAUAAACCAAAACUGCUUCAUUAAGCUUAAGUUGUUUUGGUGACUAUAGGGUCCCUCUAAAUCAGAUCCAACCCUGUCUAAUGUCUAAAAGCAACAAUAACACUUAGGUGAAGCUUGGAAGAGCAGGAAUAUACAAAGUGCAUUAUCUAUAAAUUUUGGAGAACAAAGAUCCCACUGCAAACAAUUCUGUCUUUGUAUGGCAACUCAUAUCACAUAAGUGCGUAUCUGCAAUCAUUUUAAUAAUUGGAAAAUGCCUCUUGUCAGUCCAUCACAUAUUUCAAGUUUCAUAACUCUGCUAUUGGCAGGUCAGGGCCCUCCGCUUGCCAAUUUACUAGAUGAUACAUUUACAAUUUGCAGAUAUGCUCUCAUAUUAUGAUCCUAUGUCAUAUAUACUUGUGUUUUAUUGUUAUUGUGUCCUAAUGUUCUUUUUGAUUGCAAUCAGAAAACACUACAAAAGUAUGAUAUCAGAUUCCAAGUCAUUCUCACCAAUGGAGAUUGGCAUAGCCCUAAUGAUCGUGUGCAUACAUUUCAUCAGAAUGAAGAUGAACUUUGCCCACCUAGAAUCCUUCCCUUACCAAUUCUAGCUGAGCCCUGACAGUGCUCUGUAAUAAAUGCUCCAAUGACUUAUAGUGAUUUGUUCAGAAAUAUCAAAAACAAAGCAAGCUCACUUGUCUAAUGUCCUUUGUGGGUGUACACCUUUCCUUACGUGCCACAUCCACACUCCAAGAUCCAGUUUAUCCACCUUGGCAGGUGUCCCAUAGAUAAUGCAGCCAAUAAACUUCCAGUACCAAACCUCCAGGACUAGACUUUUAUUCCAAAAUAAAGCUUAGCUUUUAUUCCAAGAUAGCAUAAAAAAUAAACCUACGUAGCCAAUGGCCACUGAAUUCAUAAAACUGUGCUUAAAAUUAAGUGUUCAAAUUCCCAAGCAGACAUACCUAAUGAAUGUCCUUACUUGUUUUGUGCUUGCCAUGAGCACUUAAUCAUAGGUAGGGACUUGUAUCCAUCAUCGACUUGGACAGUUAUUAUUCAUGUUUACAAAUCAGUUGGAAAUCUCCAAGGUGGGAUUUUCAAGAGUUUCUAAAACAUCUCCAUAACCAUAAGUCUAAGUUACUUGGCAAAUGACUUUUGUUAUUUUAAUGGUUGAAUUGUUCCUGAUGCACACACUGUUUAAACAGUGAUUAAUGUUUGUAUUUAAAUGCGGCUUGAGAGUACAGCUUCUGUGCCAAUGGUUCAAUGGUCUGAACCAUUGAAAGAGGUAAUGCUUCAAAGUAGUUCAAUUCUAAAAGCUUCACCGAAGAAAAUGCCAACAGUUCUGUGUAUUGAAUUAUAAAAACAAUGUAAAAUAAAAUGAAAAAUUCAGCUGAGUGCCGAGAUAGCAUGUAUGAGAUAACCAACUGAUCAUAUAGGCUUUUACUGUUGAUGAUAAGCAAGAUGUCCUUAGGGAGGGGGUGAAUCGGACCCCCAGCUCAGUGAUAUGUUGCAAUCAUUUUUGGUGCUGCAAUCAGGAGGAGAUAUGUAUAGCUCACUGGAGUUGGAGAAUAUAAAUCUCCCAUCAGUGUGAUUAAUAACAGUGCAAUGCCAAUUCUUUUAUUUACUAAAGCCAAAUUUUGGCAGAAAUUCAGCCAACCUGACCAAAUAUGCACCUAUUGGCCGGAUGCAUUCAGGGUCCGAAUUAAAAUCAGUGAUUUUCCAUAAAGCUCUGAUUUGAAAGAAUUUGGGACCAAAUGCAUCCAGCAGGAUGCACGUUCGCAAACUGUAACAGAAGUUCCCAUGUCAACUCCCUUUGGAGAGGCUUAAAGGCCAGCCUCUUACCCAUAGACUAUGGACCUGGUACCAGGAGUCCCUGAAAGAGGUGUGUGACAACAGCAAUCAAGUUAGAAACUAUACAUUGUUACUUUGAUAACUCUGCUGCGCCCUCUGCUGACUGACUAAUCAUUUGCAUACGACUUGUAUGCAAAUGAGGGCAACAAAAUAAGUUGUUAAAUGUAUAUAUUAUUGCUUUUUAUCGUAUUUUAUUAGAAAUGUUAUUUGAAACAUAGAAACAUAGAAUGUGACGGCAGAUAAGAACCAUUUGGCCCACCUGGUCUGCCCAAUUUUCUAAAUACUUUCAUUAGUCCCUGGCCUUAUCUUAUAGUUAGGAUAGCCUUAUGCCUAUCCCACGCAUGCUUAAACUCCUUUACUGUGUUAACCUCUCCCACUUCAGCUGGAAGGCUAUUCAAUGCAUCCACUACCCUAGUGGCGUACACACGAUCCCGGUGCGAAAAUUAAUCCAUGGCUCCCCCCCGCGCUUACUCUGGCAACACAUGGCUGUGACCCCUGCGACCGCUGUAUGUACGCCAGAGCAUGCAGAUACACAUACACUUAAAGGCUUAAAGGACCACAAUAGGCAUUCAGAUCACGUCAGCUCAAUGAAGUGGUCUGGUUGCUAGGUCCCUCUAGUUUUAACCCUGCAGCUGAAAACAUAGCAGUUUCAGAGAAACUGCUAUGUUUCACUGAGGGUUAAUCCAGCCUCUAGUAGCUGUCUCACUGACAGCCGCUAGAGGAGCUUCCGCAAUUCUCACUGUGAAAAUCACAGUGUGAAGACGCUGAACAUCCAUAGGAAAGCAUUGAGUAAUGCUUUCCUAUGGGCGGUUUGAAUGCGCGUGCGGCUCUUGUCAUGCAUGCGCAUUCGUAGCUGAGAGGUGGGAAUGGAGCGGAGAGAUCCCCAGCGCCAAGGGAGCCCAGCGCUGGAGAAAGGUAAGUGCUGAAGGGGUGCUAACCACACACACACUCUCGCGAACAGACGCAAACACACUAGCUAACAGACACACACAUUUACUGACAGACACACACUCAGUGACAGACAUACAUACACACUCACUGACAGGCAGACACACAUACACACACACACACUCACUUAUAAAACAUAUACUCUCACUGACAAACACACACUCACUAACAGACACCAAACAGACUCACUAACAGACACACACUAACAGACACACUCAGUAACAGAUACACACACACUCACUGACACACAAACUAACACACUCACUGACACUCACUAGCAGACACACACUCAAUAACAGACACACACAAACACACCACUAACACACUAAGUAACAGACACACACACACAGUAACACACAUACACACUCACUUUUUUUUUUAAUUUAAGCCCCCAGCCUCCCUAUCUUUGGGAGUGCUGCCCCUCAGAUUUCCCUGGGGUCCAGUGGGGCUGCUGGGCGUCUGGUCACUGCAUGCUGCGAGUUAGCACUGAUCCUCCUGUUCAGCUUACUCGCAUGCCGCUUACUGAUGCCGGAGCCGAAGUGAUGUCAUAUUCCGGCUCCGGCAUCACUGCGGUGCGCGUGAGAGAGCUAGGCAGAGAGUGCUCAGGGGAAGAAUGCUCCCUCGCGUGCACGCGUGCCUGCCAGGUGACACCACUGCCAGCCCCGGGGGGCCCUGAGGUGGCCAGCUCCUGGAACUGGCGUACAUACCCGGGUCGCAGGGUGGCCAGGCCCCCUGGUGGGCCGGGCCCAGUCGCAGCAGCGACCCCUGCGAUCGCAUACUUCCUGAUAUUAUUUUUAAACCUUUGCCUCUUUUAUGUCCUCUUGUUGUGAUAGUUUUUCUUCUUUUAAAUAUAGUCUCCUCUUUUACUGUGUUGAUUCCCUUUAUGUAUUUAAAUGUUUCUAUCAUAUCCCCCCUGUCUCGUCUUUCCUCCAAGCUAUACAUGUUAAGAUCCUUUAACCUUUCCUGGUAAGUUUUAUUCUGCAAUCCAUGAACCAGUUUAGUAGCCCGUCUCUGAACUCUCUCUAAGGUAUCAAUAUCCUUCUGGAGAUACAGUAUCCAGUAUUUGUAUUAUAUAGUUCAUGUAUUAAUUUGAAUUGCUAAUUUGCUAAUGUUUUAUGUAUUUGUAUUUUAAAUGUUUAUCACCACAUGUUUAAGGACUAGUCCCCAAAGGCUAGUCCUUGUCCCCCAAAAAUAGUUUUGUAUGUUAGUUUCUUUUGGAACUGUGUGUUGUGUUUGGAUUUUAAGGGAUUCCAGUAACAGAGUAUUCAAACCUUUAGGCUGGCUGCAUGAUCCCUCUAGCCCUGGGGCAAUCAAGAGAGCUAGGCCUGAGAGCCGCAAGUGUCUUUGUAAAGACAUGAGCAAUCACUAUAAGUAGAGCUGCAGAGGAAUAGGCAGUGGACAAUACCUGCCUGGAAGGUCGGGUGAAAGUGUUCUGGAGAGACUUCAGUCAAGCUUUGGCAACUGGGGCUGAAACAUUCCAGGCUUCCUCCCCAACGGCUAGAAAGCGGAUUGGGCAGAGGUACUUGGUUGGAGUACAGGUGCUCAGUUACAUGGCUAGCAAAUAGUAAAACAAAAUCUUAGCAUUGUGCGAGGGUUAACCAUACGGCAGCUUAUCAGUGUUUGCUAGCCAGUCGCUAUAUUAAGAUGUGGUUUUAAAAUGGUGGUUUGCAGUGUGAGUAAAGAGCUGCUUUAGCUCCAAUAAGACCUUCUACAAUGCUGAGUGAUGUUAGGGAGCCAGGUACUGGGACACUCUGUUAUCUGACGGCCUGUGUUCACCUGUCCCUUCUGUUCCAUUUGAAUCAGUUCAAACAGCAACAGACCAAAUGGGAAAGACCAGCAACAGUUAAACAGACAGUCUCCUAGCAUGGCAAGCAGAGCAAGGACACCACAGACACACCCAGCAUGUAUCUACUUACUAUUAAAGGGACACUCCAGGCACCCAGACCACUUCUGCCCAUUGGAGUGGUCUGGGUGCCAACUCCCACCACCCUGCAAUAAUUACCUUGCAGGGUUAAGUCCUCCUCUAGUGGCUGUUUAUCAGAAUUAUGACCAUUUUGCUUUGAAUAGGUCAUGGUGCAAGGAGCCUAUAUGUGCAGUGUAUCAGUAUAAAACACUUCAUAAUAUAACAAAUUCCAGGCUGGCUAAUGUGAAUCCUGUGUAUAUUCUGUCAGCUGAGCAAUGUCAGCCAAUGAAUGGAUGGCAGGAUUAGUAUCCAGCCUCAACCGACAUCAUUAAAGGAGGCUCAGUGCUACACACACACACAGCACCACUCCACACACUCUGCACUCCUCACACACACACCCACACUCUGCUCCCCUCACACACACACACAGAGACACACACACUCAGCACCCCUCACACACUGCAUCCCUUACAAACACACUAUGCACCCCUCACACACAGCACCACUUACAAAUACACACAGCACGCCUCACACACAUACACUGCACCCCCGACUGAAGUCUGUGUGUGUGUAUUUAGCAGUCUGUGUGUGUAUUCAGAAGUGCGUGUGUAUUUAGCAGUCUGUGUGUGUGUGUAUCCAGCGGUAUGUGUGUGUAUCCAGUAGUCUGUGUGCAUUCAGCAGACUGUGUGUAUCUAUCCAGCAGUCUGUGUGUAUUCAGCAGACUCUGUGUGUGUGUAUUUAUGUGUAUUCAGCAGUCUCUGUGUGUGUGUGUGUGUGUAUUUAGCAGUCUGUGUGUGUAUUUAGCAUUCAGGAGUCUGUCGAUGUGUCUUUACUCAGCAGUCUGUGUGUAUACUCAGCAGUCUGUAUGUGUAUUUAACAGUCUGAUUGUGUUUAUUCAACAGUCUGUGUGUAGGUACUCAGCAGUCUGUCUGUGUCUGUACUCAGCAGUCUGUCUGUCGAUAAUUUACAAUUUUAUUCCUGUAAAUUGUUGUGUAGGUAGGGACCCCAGUGCACUGCUUUGCCCGGGGGCCUAUGAUGCUCAAACGAGCUUACAGUCUACAGGAGGAGGGGGGUUAAACCCAACAGGACAGGAAGUAGCAAUCAAACAAGGUGGAGUGAAGAAGAGCUGGAGGAGAGAAUAGAGUGCUGCCCUUUUGGAGAGAGCAAGGGACAGGUAUGUGAGGUAGAAGUUACUCUUGGAGGCCAUAAGCUUUCCUAAAGAGAUGGGUUUUGAGGCACUUUUUGAAUGAUUGAAGAGUAGGGGAGAGAUUGAUGGUCGUAGGCAGGCUAUUCCAAAGGAAAGGAGCCACCCGCGAGAAGUCCUGCAAGCGUGAGUUGGCUAUACGGGUGCGAGCAUCUUGUGUAAGAAAGGGGCAGAUGCAGCCUAUGUUUUUAAGGUGGAAUCUACAGGAUUUGGUAACAGUGGCACAGAGACCGAGUGAUUAAAGAGUUUGGAGAAAGACAACAUGGUCAAACAGUGUCAAAGGCAGCAGAGAAGUCAAGAAGAAUUAGUAUAGAGUAGAGCCCUUUGGAUUUAGCUGCGAUUAGGUCGUUAGUAACUUUAAUAAGAGCAGUCUCAGUAAAGUGGAGGUGGGGCAGAAGCCAGACUGAAGACGGUCAAGGAGGAAAAAGGGAGCAGGGAUAUGGGAUGAAAGUUAGAAAGGGAGGACGGGUCAAGAGAUGUUUUUUUUAAGAUGGGUACAGUCGCAUGUUUAAGGGCAGCAGGGACAACACCAGAAGAGAGAGAGCAGUUGAAGAUGUGUGUUAAGGAAGGCACAAGACAAGAGGAAAUAGAUCUGAUAAGGUGAGAUGGGACGGGAUCAAGCGGGCAAGUGGUGGGUCGAGAGGAAAGGAGAAGCACAGCCACCUCUUGUUCAGUAGCCUGGGAGAAAGUCUAAAGGGUAGUGAAGGCAUGACCUAGGUGUGGUUGAGAAAGAGAGGGACAGGCUGGUGAGAACUCUUUCCUUAGCUGUUCAAUCUUGUCAGUAAAGUACCAUACAAAGCUAUCGGCUAUAAGGUUAGUUUGGGGGGUGGCCAAAGAAGGGAGUUAAAGGUAUUAAAAAGACACCUGUGAUUGCGGGAGCAUGAACUAAUGAGGGAGGAAAAGUAUUGCUGCUUGGCAAGGGCAAGGGCUGUGCUGUAUGAACGCAACACGAAUUUGUAGUGGAGGAGGUAAGACUGGGUGAGUGACUUCCUCCAGAAGCGUUCUUCAGAACGGGAACAUCUCUGCAGGUAGCGUAUUAAUUUAGUGUGCUGUGUUGGGGGCGUGUUCUCCUCAAGGUGCAUGUUUGAAGCGUGGCUGCAUCGUCCAGGGCAGAGGUGAGGGUAGUGUUAUAUGAGGAGAUAGCCAGUGAGGGACAGAAGAAAGUAGGGAUGGAUAGAAGUUGGGAAUCAAUAUUAGCUGAUAGCUGCUGGAGGUCAAUAUAAUUUACAUUUCUUAUUAGUUGUAGGGGGUUAGGUUGAGGGUGAUGGGGUAGGGUAUUAUUGAGAGCAAAUGAUAAGAGGUGGUGAUCUGAGAGAGGAAAUGAAGUGUUGCAGAGAUUAGAGACUGUACAUCCAUGAGAGAAAAUAAGAUCAAGGGUAUUGCCAGCUACAUGGGUGGGGUACAUAGCCCAAGUAAUUGAAAGCAGUUUUGAGGCUACUGAGGACAAGGGUAGGUUAAUGGGAAUGUUGAAGUCGCCAAGAAUUAGGGAUGGAAUAUUAGAGGAGAGGAAGUAGGGAAGCCAAGCAAGCAAAGUGCUCAAGGAAGAGGAGAGGGGAACCAACGGUACGAUAGAUAACAACAAUGUUAGCAGAGAUGGGUUUGAAAAGGCGAAUUGAAUGAAAUUCAGAUGAGGAGAAAGAGAUACAGGGACACUCCUGUUAGCUUACCUUUGAAUCCUGGAGGAUGGCUUGCUUGAUGCUCUGGUCCUGGCUGAGAGUAAGCAUGCAGUAGCAGCUCACUCCAGCCUCUCUUCUGCUGCCUCCAUGCUGCCUCCUCCCUCCAGUCCUCCUGUAAGGCUCUCUGUGAAGCAGGGAGAAAGUGACAGGCUGAUAUUGCUUCCUCCCUGCCGGCUGAUAGUGCGCUCUUAAAGUACCAGCACCCCACCAGCCCCUGCUUAGUAUGAUGGAAGGGGGGCACAAAUCAUGUAUAAUAUCCUUGAAACCAACACACACUAUCUUAUAUACAUUGUAUGUCAGAUUGUGUGUGUGAUUUCCGGGAUAUUAAACAUGCUCUGCAGGUGUGAGGGAGCCGCAUGCAAAAUGUUGGAUUGGGAUGUCUGCUAUUUUGCUCCUUCCCCAGCCCCUCCGUGUCUCUUUUUCUCCACAGCCCCUUUUGUGUGCCUCUUUCUCCCCUUUCCAGCCCAUCUGUGUGUCUCUUCCUCCAGCACUUUGUUUCUUUCUCCCCCAGCCCCUCUAUGUCUCUUUGUGUCUCCCCAGCCCCUCCAUAUGUCUCAUUCUCCCCCGAGCUCAUCCAGGUGUCUCAUUCCCCCCCUCUCUCUAGGCUCCUAAGGGCAGUUUACCUGUGAGGGUGUCAAUGUGUGGGUAUAGUGUGUCCCUGUCAGUAUAUUAGUGUAUGUGCAGUGUGUCAUUGUGAGUGCAGUGUGUCCCUGUGAGUUUGUCAGUGUGAAUGCAGUGUAUUUCUGUGAGUGUGUCAGUGUGAACGCAGUGUGUCUCUGUGAGUGUGUCAGUGCAGUGUUUCAGUGUGUUUCUGUGAGUGUGUUAGUGUGAACGCAGUGUGUCUCUGUGAAUGUGUCAGUGUGAACGCAGUGUGUCUCUGUGAGUGUGUCAGUGCAGUGUUUCAGUGUGUUUCUGUGAGUGUGUCAGUGCAGUGCUUCUGUGAGUGUGUCAGUGUGAGCGCAGUGUGUUUCUGUGAGUGUGUCAGUGUGAACGCAGUGUGUCUCUGUGAGUGUGUCAGUGCAGUGUUUCAGUGUGUUUCUGUGAGUGUGUUAGUGUGAACGCAGUGUGUCUCUGUGAAUGUGUCAGUGUGAACGCAGUGUGUCUCUGUGAGUGUGUCAGUGCAGUGUUUCAGUGUGUUUCUGUGAGUGUGUCAGUGUGAGUGCAGUGUGCAGGGCCGGAUUAACAUAGGGGCUGAUGGAGCUGCAGCUCCAGGCCCAGGCCCAUGGAAUAGGCCCAUUGAUUUAAAAAAAAAAAAAAAAAAAUUAUUAUUUUUUUUCACACUACUCUUAGGGAUUCCAUCUGGCUUUUAUUUUAUUGGCACAGCCAGUAUUUGGGGCUGCCUGGCGGUGCCAAUAUUGCAGUUAUACUGGCAAUACAAAUGCUGGUAUUUUUUAUCAGUAUAAACAAGAGAUUACUCUGCAAUACCAGCACUGGCCAGUAGGGGUCGCUGUGUGUGGAGACAGGCAGGGAUAGGAAGUUCCAGCAUAUCCGUCCCUGCCUAUCUAUACUCACUGCUCUGCAGGGGUGCAGUUACAGAGAGUCCAGACAGCAACUCCCACCCUGCAGAGACAGCCUACAGCUCAGGGAAGUAAGGGAUGGGGGGAAAGGCUGCAAGGAGACAUAUACUGAGACACUAAGGGACACUGGGAGACAUUUAUGGCAGACAUUGAGACACUAAGGGACACUGGGAGACAUUAUGGCAGACAAUAAGGGACACUGGGAGACGUUAUGGCAGACACUAAGGGACACUGGGAGACAUUAUGGCAGACACUGAGACACUAAGAGACAUUAUGGCAGACACUAAGGGACACUGGGAGACAUGGGUCACUGAGACACUGAUACAUAGGAACACUGAGACCUGGAGUAAUCGACACAUGGGGGCACUGAGUCAUGAGGGCACUGGGAGACAUGGGGGCACUGGGAGGAAUCCAUCUAUACAGCAGAAUCAAACUAAGUAGAUUUUUGGUGAUUUUACAGCAUUUUCUCUUAUAUCACUCCUUGUGAUUUACAUCAUGUGAUGUCACCCAUACAUAUUUAAUUAUGCAAAUUAGUAAGGCCGGUAUGUUUUUCCAAGAAAGGUGGCAACUCUAACUACUUUUCACAUACUCUUACUUAAGUAUGGAAACUUAAGUGGGAUGUAUGGGAACAAAACUUGUGUGGACUGUCUGACAAUGAAUAUAGUUAAAGGGACACUAUAGUCACCAGAACAACUACAGCUUAUUGAAUUUGUUCUGGUGAGUAGAAUCAUUACCGUCAGGCUUUUUGCUGUAAACACUGUCUUUUCAGAGAAAAUGCAGUCUUUACAUUACAUCCUAGUGAUAACUUCACUGGCCACUCCUUAGAUGACUGUUAGAGAUCCUUCCUGGGUCAUGGCUGCCUAAAAUGCAUCCAAACAUUCAGUGUCUCCUCCCUCUGCAUGCAGACACUGAACUUUCCUCAUAGAGAUUCAUUAAUGAAAUUCAUCUAUAUAAGGAGAUGCUGAUUGGCCAGGGCUGUGUUUGAAUCAUACUGGCUCUGACCCUGAUCUGCCUCUUUGUCAGUCUCAGCCAAUCCUAUGGGGAAGCACUGUGAUUGGAUCAGGCCACCACUUCUAAUGAUGUCAGCAGACUGCUUGUUUUUAUGAGUCUAACAGCAUGCCGAGUUACAGCUUCAGGCUUGAAUAUAGAUUUUGCUAUAUUUAUGGAGGCAUGAGGGGUCCAGGGGGGCUAGAUGGUGGUGUUAAUACUAUAGGGUCAUGAAUUCAUGUUUGUGUUCCUGACCCUAUAGUGAUCCUUUAAGGUAAUGCUGACUUUGGUCUCUAACACUGUGGCAUGUUCCCUUUCUUCUACACUCACUACAUAUAGCUUUACUCUUUCCCAGACCAUAUACCAGGAUCUUCUGCCUGCUGGUAAGGAGACAAGUGGACCAGCGAGUGCUAGGGGACAGUCCUUAGAAAGCGCUGAGUGAGCGCAUCAUUAGAUGCAUUUAUGCCAAGCUCAGGCUGCAUGAUUGGCAGGCAGCCUGACAUGCAUUCAUCUCAGGCUGGCCUUCUAAUUCUUUGAGCAGAAAUGUCCUCUUUUUGGGCAUGUUUGCCCGUUUUGGCAGGUUACGUGAUUUGUGUCAGUGGCAAACCCUUUUACCGUGCCCAUUGACUUCCUGCUUGAUUGGACGUUGCUGUUAGAGGUUAUGGAUUUACUUGAAAGCUGAAAACAUAAAUUAGAGAGAGAUUAGCCUAGGGUAUAUGUUUUCUUAUAGCUGCUGUUUUCUUUCUCUCCAGCACCAUCUCCAUCAGAUACAUGAUGCUUAUGAGUGUUUUACUGUUUUUGGUCGAUAUGAUUCUGUAAUUAGGCCCGCCAGAAUUGUCAGCACCAGGCCCACUGGGCUCUUAAUCUGGCCCUGGCAGUGUGUCCCUGUGAGUGUGAGUGCAAUCCUCUGAGCUGGUUUCAUUUAAACUAGUGAAAAGAACGGAGGAAAUGCAUAACAAAUCUAAUCAGUGUAAGAGUAAUCUGUACACACAAAAACGCAUUUACCACUAGGGGGCGAUGGAGUGAAGAGAGCAAGAUGCCAGAAGCACUGGGGAAGAUAGAGAUGAGAAUCUGAGCUAAAUGUUGCCAAGUUCGGGAACUGGCUAAUUAAUUAGAGAGUAACAGUUAAUAUAAUGGAAGGAACUCAAAAUAAAUCAAAAAAAUACUAUAAUUAAGACAGGUGCUCACUAUAAAUACCAAGUUUUCCUUCAGGGCUAAAUACAUACAACACAAUUUACUACACACUAUGUAAAAAAUCAACAAACUUUAUUAGAAAAUCCAAAAAUGAUCCAUAAAUACACCAAAAACAUGAUAAAAAAUCAGGGGGCUGAGGCUGACCUCCAUGAGGAUAAGAUGUAUAUCAAGAGAGCCCUGAGGCAAAAGCUAACUAAUGAGCUGCUUUUGGAGCCUUGCUGCUCGGAUUCGACGAUUCUUACCAGUGUGAGCCGGAGAUAUAAUCUUGUGGGCUUUAGUGGAGUGCGACCAGUGGCUGGUCCAGUCAUGCUUGGCGGAUCUGAAGCGGAUCAGACCCGCGGGCUACUAACAGCUAGUGAAGGGGAUGUGGCCGAUCCCACCACCAAAUACCUCUUGCAGGUCCCAGGAUAUCAAGGCAUACAUAUCUGGGGCUACGGUGGGCGCCUAUCAGCAUCUGCAGUCAAGCUACAGAGAUCUCGUCCCUCCCAAAAUGGCGCAUGCCAUGUGCCUGCCCGAAUCCCGAUCCACAUGCUCUCUUUUCCUGGAAAGAUUAGACAGGCUGCUCUUGGAUUUCUGGUCCAAACUCAAAGGCCGACUAGUGGCAUCUGAAGGCAUCCCUACCAUGCCUGUGUCCUUGCAGCAUUUUCAUUGAUUUAAUUAUUCUCUCACUCUUUUUAUUCUGUCUCUACUAACUAUCUAUUAAAGGAUAGGAUUGAUGAACAUCUAAAAACACAUGGAUUUCAAGAUCAGAGACAACAUGGGUUUACUUCAGGGAGAUCAUGCCAAACUAAUCUUAUUGAUUUUUGAUUGGGUAACUAAAAUUAUAGAUCAGGGUGGUGCAGUAGACAUUGCUUACCUAGAUUUCAGUAAGGCUUUUGACACUGUUGCACAUAGAAGGCUUAUCAAUAAACUGCAAUCUUUAAGUUUGGAUUCCAAUAUUGUUGAAUGGGUAAGGCAGUGGCUGAGUGACAGGCAACAGAGGGUUGUAGUUAAUGGAAUAUAUUCAAAGCUUGGACUUGUCACCAGUGGGGUACCUCAGGGAUCUGUACUUGGACCCAUUCUCUUUAAUAUUUUUAUUAGUGAUAUUGCAGAAGGUCUUGAUGGUAAGGUAUGUCUUUUUGCUGAUGAUACUAAGAUAUGUAACAGGGUUGAUGUUCCAGGAGGGAUAAGCCAAAUGACAAAUGAUUUAGGUAAACUAGGAAAAUGGUCAGAAUUGUGGCAACUGACAUUUAAUGUGGAUAAGUGCAAGAUAAUGCAUCUUGGACGUAAAAACCCAAGGGCAGAGUACAGAAUAUUUGAUAGAGUCCUAACCUCAACAUCUGAGGAAAGGGAUUUAGGGGUGAUUAUUUCUGAUGACUUAAAGGUAGGCAGACAAUGUAAUAGAGCAGCAGGAAAUGCUAGCAGAAUGCUUGGUUGUAUAGGAGAGGUAUUAGCAGUAGAAAGAGGGAAGUGCUCAUGCCAUUGUACAGAACACUGGUGAGACCUCACUUGGAGUAUUGUACACAGUACUGGAGACCGUAUCUUCAGAAGGAUAUUGAUACCUUAGAGAGGGUUCAGAGAAGGGCUACUAAACUGGUUCAUGGAUUUUGGGAUAAAACUUACCAGGAAAGGUUAAAGGAUCUUAACAUGUAUAGCUUGGAGGAAAGACGAGACAGGGGGGAUAUGAUAGAAACAUUUAAAUAUAUAAAGGGAAUCAACACAGUAAAGGAGGAGACUAUAUUUAAAAGAAGAAAAACUACCACAACAAGAGGACAUAGUCUUAAAUUAGAGGGACAAAGGUUUAAAAAUAAUAUCAGGAAGUAUUACUUUACUGAGAGGGUAGUGGAUGCAUGGAAUAGCCCUCCAGCUGAAGUGGUAGAGGUUAACACAGUAAAGGAGUUUAAGCAUGCGUGGGAUAGGCAUAAGGCUAUCCUAACUAUAAGAUAAGGCUAGGGACUAAUGAAAGUAUUUAGAAAAUUGGGCAGACUAGAUGGGCCGUAUGGUUCUUAUCUGCCGUCACAUUCUAUGUUUCUAUGUUUCUAUCUAGCUAGCUUACCAGGCAGAGAGGCUUUUUAUCUUACUGUCCUACACACUUUCUAAUUAACCUUUGUAAGGACUGUAUAUUACUCCUUAGAUAUUGUGUUUAUUGGUCUCGGAUACUCCCACCAAUAAGGUAUUUACUCUCACCCUGGUAUAGUUAUGUUAAUCUAGAUUGGGGACAGGGCAAAUCCUGGGCUAAAACAAGCAAUCUAAAGCUACCAUUAGUUUAAGCAAUUUACUGGAUGACCCUAUGGUCCCAUUAUGAGUUAGUGGAGAAGCCUUAUAAGGCUAGUCAUUUUCUUACUUUGUUUCUAGUUUUGAGACACGUGUGUGUGUAUAUAUGUACAUUUAGUGGUGGUCCAGCUAAAUAUAACAGGUAUUUAAACAAGAUACUUACAUACUAUCUAGCUUUCACUCACCCACUUUGUUGUGGUUUGAGUGACUUCAUUAUUUUUGUUUCCUUCUAAUCAGGAAAUAAGGCAUAUAUAAUUCUUCUUCUUUCUCUUUAUAUCUUGUCAUUCCUGCCUGCCUGUUUAGUUCUUAUAUUGUUUUGGUUCAAGCUAACUCUAAGGAAACUCUAAAUACAGUGAUCUGAUUAUUCUGUAAUUGAAAGGGUGUAAAAGGUGGGGUUUUCAAUCAGUUUAUUAAGAGUGUGAGUCUCAAUAGACCAGCCCUUUUGCACAUCCUCUUCCUUUAUAAAUCUUAGGAAUCCUAUAGAAUGCCCAUGUUGAGAAAGCACCCGGAGUAGUGCGAAACGCGUCCAGGGCUUCUCUAAUUUUUCUUUAGGGUGGACUUCUUUGGUGGUCUCUCCCCUUGUACAGCUGCUGCAAGUGGUCCUAUGCUGAGGUUUUGGACUUUUUAUACUUUGUUCACUCACAACUUGUUUUUCAUCUUUCACAUGCUUGGACCAAUAUAGCUCUUAAACGAGGACUGCUGUUCUAGUAUCUUGCCAUAUGUAUUUUCUUUUUUUACUUCAAUAAAUGUGCAUUUUUCUAUGAUUUCUUCCUGUUGUAUUUCCCUAUAUGUGCGGUCAACAAACUUGUCCUGUGUGAGAUGGAGAAGAGCUUUAAUAAAACUUGUUUAUUUGCUGCUAUGGAAUAGAAAAUGAAGACUUCAGCAUAAUAUAAGACUUGUGUCUGAUAUAUAAAAAAAAAAUUCUUCAAAAACAGAAAAUAACAACUUUAAAAAAAUGGAUCUUCAUUACAGUGUCACUGGGCACACUCUGUGUGCACGUCAAUAGCUUCAUCGGAGAAGACUGGCGGAUCACAGUGCUUGCCACAGAUACGCUAUGUGUUCUCAAUGCUUCUCUUUGAGAAGUAUGUGAUUGGACACUAUGAUCAAUGUUGAUGAUCUCACAGAGAAGACCCAGGCUUCAGUGAAGAGUCUGUCCCGAAGCUGGAACACAGGUAAGUUCUGUCGUGAUUUUUAAAAAAACAUAGUGUACUGUCUAGAACACAACACACUGUCCCAUGUGAAAUCACAGAGGUGAAAGACACAGAAAUAUUUUGACAGCAAAUAUAUAUGGAAUCACCAUGACAUAAGUGCCCUACCCAGUACCAUUAAAGAGACUGAAAACAGGUUUGUCUCUACUUAACAAUGUGGAAUGCUUUCCUUGAGUGCAGUUUUAUAUUUACCCAGAAUCCAUAAAACAUUGCAGACCUUGACCUGUAACUUCUCAGGCAUUGAACCUGACGUCCAUAAAGAAUUUAAAGUGAAUAAGAAUAGCUUUUGACACGAACAACAUUCAUUUCUCUUUGACAGCUAAGAACAAUCCCAGCACCUAAGAGGUAAGAAAGACAUAUUCUGCCCUAAGAUAGCAUGAUAGGUAGGGGAAUUACAAUUAUUAAUCAAGAAGUUGGAACAAAAUACUUGGAAAUAACCAACAUUUUAAAUUGUGAAGAAAAACUGUAAAACAUUAAUAAGGUAAGUAAAGUAUGCACUAAUCUAAGAAUUUUUCUGUGUGUAGAGAGAAAGCAUGAUAAGGUCAAAUAAAACAAUAUAUCAAUAAUAAAGAUCUAAUAUGGAGUUAGGACAGCAUAUUCUUUCCAAACAGGCUCGUUCGGUCUUCACUCCCGUAGUGAUUUUGCGUUAUUCUUCAAGACAAAAAUUCUCUAUUAAUGUCUGAGCCAAACAGCUCUUCUAUACUGUAUAUUCUUUCUCAACUUUGUUGUCAACACAACACCAGGUGUAGACGUGAUGAUAUGGCAUGUCUUGAAUAAAUGUUAUUAAAAAAGAGAAAGAAAAGUCUCAAGGAUGAAGAAGUUUGGAAUAUUCCUCAAACUCUGCUCUUAAGCACAUCCCAUAAACUUUCAGUGAUAUUUAUAUCUGGUAAUUACGGAGCCAGUGGAGGCAUUUAACUUGUUUAUGGUGUUUAUGAAUAUGUUUAACAGUAAUCAUGGGCUACCAUAUAAAAAGAUAAAUUAGAGACAUAUACAAAUACAGAUUCCAGAGUUUUAUUUUAACCACUGUGGCUCAAAAGUAUUUUUUUCUGCAUCUCUAAUAAAAUUAUGGCAACACUAUUUGAACCAUAACAUGCGCCUGGACAUGUAAAACAUCUCAUUAUGUUAUAUGACUAUACAUCACUGUAUAAUGUUUUAACUGAUGCUGUUUUAAUAUGCUUCACUGGCUUGUAUUAGGACCUUUUAGCAAACACAGAUUUGAAAAAAUAAUAAACAGAUAACUAUAUACAGCAUGUGAUAUAUACAAUGGGAAAAUAUUUGUUGGAAAUCAGUUGCCAAAUAAAAACAAACAAAAUAGAAACCGCUUCUUGUAUAGUUCACAAGAAAUAAAUAAAAUUCAGUAACAGUAAGGCUGUAAUUGUAAGGGUGGGAAACACAUAUUGUGUUAUAACCAAAUUACUAGGAAAUAUGAAGCAAAUUUGUCAUUUAUGGUAGACGUUUUCAGCUAAUUGUUGUCUGUUUAGCAGUGGAACUCUGCGCCCAUAAUUUAUUGGGAUCAGGGUUAUUUAUGUGUAUGUGCUAUUAAUGGUAUUAUCUGCUAUCUGUAUUUAUGCGACUGAAAUAAGUCCAACUGUACAAAGUAUAUUUAUUCAUUAUUAUUAUUAUUAGUUAUAAAGUGCCAACAAAUUACACAGCAGUGUACAAUACAUGGGCUAACAAACAAGUUGUAGCAACAAGACAAGUUGAACGUACAGAGACAGAAGGUGCUCGAACAAGCUUACAUUCAAGGGGGAGUGGGGUAAAGGGAUGCGACAAGUGAGGGUAAGAUGUAUGUUAUAUAUGGGAAAGAAUUUACAAUAGAUACUUGGCUUUUUACGUGACACAGUUGAAGGAGUGGAAGCAAGGUUGAUUAGUGAGAUGUGGAGAAUUAUAGAGAAUUUCUAGAGAAUUUUUUACAUUUUUGUGGAUACAAAUAUAAAUAUAUACAUAUAUAUAUAUAGUCCUCCUUGGGCACAGCUUGACAUUAAAAUGAGCACAGACAGACAUUGUGUUUCAGAUUUCACCCUGCAUUUCUGCAGGUACCUUUUUUAAAAAACAAAAAAGCAAAUACGGGUUGUGAUUUAACAGGAGAUCAGAAACCACCCAUGGAUCGCACAGUUUAGACUUCCUUGAUCUGAUCAGGAUGACGUCGGCAUUGUGGGGGGAGCUUUAUUGUGUUUUGGGUUUUGUCUCACCACAAUUUUUCUGGCACCUAGCUUUGUGUUAUCAAAAAGACUUCAGCUUCCAGACCAGAACUGGCACUAUGCCUCCAAACCAUUCGCAAUUCAGAGGGGCAGUGCCGAUUGUCCCACCAGCCUGACUUAGUUCCCUGGUGUCCUGCUUUUAUGUGUAGUGUGUGAGCGCAUUAUUAGAUGAGUUUAUGCUACGCUAAGGUCACUUGGACCCUCAGUGGGCUGGAAUUCUUGACUGGCAGGCAGAUCAGUGCUUAUGCUUUUGGGCAGGGCAAAUUAUACAAUUGUGUCAAUGGCCUAGCCCCCUAAUCCCCUCCUAUCAGUAUCCCUUUUCUAGGUAUGAGACAGUGUUUAGGGGUAUGCCAUGCUGAAGAGACCUAAAAGGUCGAAACUCUGCAGUGAGGGUUUAAGGGAGAGUGAUAUCUAAAACACAAUGUAUCUCUGUGCUCAUUUGCAUAUCAAGCUUGGAAUUCUGGGGUAACUGUGGAAAAAUUACUGCUUGGGUUUCUUUCCAAAGUCCAACUUGAAAUAUGCAGAUGAUGCAACAAUAAUUUCUCUAAUAGCACUGUGGGGAUUUAUAUUGUUUUUGGUCUCACCACAAACUUUCGGACACAUAUAUAUGUAUAUGUAUGUGUGUGUGUGUGUGUGUGUGUGUAUGUUACAGGCUGCAGUGUCCAAAACAUAAUUUUUAAGCAACAUAUAUGUUAGUUCAUAGAAAAUACCAUUAAGCAUUUUUAACUAGAGAAGAAAGAAUAGUCAUAAACAAAUGACAUCAACCUGUCUGGGUACUUUCCAGAACGUUUAUGGAAAGUACAAUGCUAUAUCUAAUAUUUAUAGACAUGUUAAUGGAGCCAUGAAUGUUGGCAAAGCCACUUUUCCUCCAUUCCGAUACUUUUCAACGCCACUUUUUUUUUUUGCUUGCAUAGCAAAACAUACAAGCUGGUAAAGACCUCCUAACACGAGUAUAUACUAUAGUAAACAACAGAGGUGUAGCAUAAAAAGAUAAUAUUGCACUUAAAAAAACAACAAAUGGGGUGCAAGCAUCCACUUUCACAACUAUACAAUGCCCCUUCUGGCUAAACACUACACUGUCUACAAACAUGCUCUAUCAAUGGAUAUACAAAGCAAAGACACAAGUUAUUCUGCUUUAAUAACCCAGUCGAUUUUUCAAUUUCUGUAUACAAUAUAAAAUCUGCAAAUGAACUGUACAACUGUAAGACAGACCACUGUUCCAAACGUUCUUUGUAUGCACCGAGUACUGAGCAUUUGUUUUUAAAAUGUGCAGGCAUAUCGAAUGCCACGGUCAUGUUAUAUGUGUUUAUACUGUUGCUCCUGCUGAUGCGGCAGGGUACGACUGAUUGUUAUUUGUGCACAACAAAAAUAAAGAAUAAAAAAAAAAAACAACAACAAAAACAUGAUAAAUCUAAGUAGAACAACAUGCUAAGCCUACAAGGUUAGCGACACGGUGCUUCACUAUUGAGACAUUGAACUCUCUCUAGACAUAAAGGCUGAGAUAAAAAAGCUUUGUAAAUCAGGCUAAGCCAACAUGUCUAAGUAAAAACCAAUUACAAAGCUCAGACACAAAGAAGGCCCUCCAGACAUGACAUAGAUAAAUCAGACAUAGAUGGGUAAUGGAGGUUAAACAAGCUAAAUGUUUCAACAAAUUGAUAUAGCUUUUUUUCACAUUAUAAAAUCAAAGGAAAUGAAAAAAAUAGGAAUCCCUGCACUAUACAAACAAGCUGGUGCCUAAAGUCAGGCAGAGACUCCCCUUUCAUUGCCUCAUAGCUUAUCCAAUGCCACGAGUAGGCCGCAUUAUUUAACCCAUCUCCACACUGGGUAAGGAUUCACCUCAUUCUGCUAAACAGUCCUAUAAGCAAGCUGGGUAACAUGCUGUUGAUCCAGGAUGAGACUGCUGUUCCAGAAAUCUUCCCUCCCCUAAACCCAGGCCUUGUAGGGAGUCACUACCGUAUUUUGAAGGGCCCUCCUGAUCAACUCAGUAGGACCAUGAGCCCGAAGGUGCACCAGAACUCGGAGGCCUGUCCGGGCGUUUGGACGGCUGAUUGGAGAUAUCUCCAGAUGGGACAUCAGCCCAGAACAAGGUUAUCAAGCCAGCGCUGCAUCACUGUUUUCCAGCAGGACAGGAAGAAGCAAGGUCUGCGAGAGAUGCGUCUAUAAAACUCCUUGCAGAUCUGAUUAAAUUGAGACUGAAAGGGCUCUCUCCAACUGGAGACAUCUGAACCCUCCUGUGACUGUGGAGGUUGUGGCGCACCAGCAAGCUUAGGUUCACCACAUGUAUUCUGCUUCGGCAGGAAAUUCCAUGGCUCUACAAGGGUGUGUUUCACCAGUGGGGACCGGGAUGAACUCCACCGAUCCUGGGGGGAGGAGGGGGUGGUCAAUGGGGUAGCAGGAGAGUCUCUCUGCAAAGUGAGUCCCACAUCGGGGGAUCGGAUGCUUCCCCAGACGCCAGGCCGCCAGUCAAGAUAGGAUUUAUGAUCGGACAGAUAGCGAUAGGUAGCUUCACGUUAAUCUGCACCAGAUAACUGCAAUCCACCACUCACACAUGGUUACAGGCAGCUCAAUUAUAUAACACCAAAUUUAGGCCUGAAUGUGCAGGAGCUAUGAGUAAGCACGUCCGGCCAUCUUGGCCUCACCUCUGUCAACACCACUUUUAAUUUUAUACAUGACGAAUGGGUCCUAUACCUUCCAUUAAACCUUCAGGUUUCGGCCAGCAGAUUUCUGGUGACUUGAGCAGUGAGACUGCAGGGGCAUGGUCAAUACAUCAAAACUGUUUCAUUAAGCUAAAAUUGUUUUGUUGCCUAUAGUGUCUAUUUAACUUUAAAAACUAAGGUAUUGUUAUUUUUCUUGAUGUUGUUACCUGUCUUAGAAUUGCUUUGCAAGUUACCUAUUGUGUAGACCUUAUCUGACAUUGUGACAUGUGAUUGCAGUGAUAUAUGUAAAAUUUCAAUAAAAGCACAGAUUGGAAUUGUUUUAAAAAUCCUCAAUUAUUGGCACGUACAUGACUAACACAUUUUCUGUUAAGCACUUUUCCAGAAAAAAACAUGUAGAACAUACAUAAUUUUUUCAUGUUUUUACAGACUACCUUCAGACCUUUCAGAAUGAAGCAUUGCCUAUUCCCCUUAAUCUUGCUCCUUUUUGUGUCAUAUCAAGUUUCAGGUAACUAAAAAACCAGAUUUUAUGAAUUUUCAAUGUCAGUAACGUGCAUUGUGCAUUGGUUGCCAGCCCAGUCCUUGUGGCACAUCUGCGGUCCAAGUUUUGUCUGCAUGUUGUAGAAACAGAAUCAGAAAACGUCUAAACCCUAGACUGUUGGAGUGCCUUGAUGAUUGAUACAGUGAAUGAUAUAUACUAAGUUACAUCGACAGUUCUAGUGCAAUCUAUUAAAAUUGUUACAACUUGGUUAGCAGGGAGAGAAUCAUAUUUAAACUACUUUAAUAGACCAAACAACUAGUGGAAAUAGUGGGUCACCUUUAAGUUUGUUCCUCAUCUGUCAGUUUCAAUUAAAUCCAUUACUUUCACUUAAAGGAUCACUAUAGGGUCAGGACCACAAACAUGUAUUCCUGACCCUAUAGUGUUAAACCUACCAUUUAGGUGGCUUACCCCCCUCAGUCCCCUUGAAAAAAAGAAAAACGUACCUUAUUUCCAGCGCCGCACGAGUCUGCCAGCGCUGGCCCAGCCCCUCAAUCAGCCUCCUUGAUAACAUCAUCAGAAUUGCCAAUUUUUAGCCAAUCCAAUGCUUUCCCGUAGGAAAGGAGGCAGGAUGAGCGUCCCCAUGCAGAGCGUGGAGACGCGGAACUGCAGUGCUGCCUAGGAAGCAUCUCCACUGGCCAUCUAAAGAGUGGCCACUUGGAGGUGUCCAUUUCUAUGAAAAGGCAGUGUGUGCAUGAAAAUGCCUGAAGGCAAUGAUUAUACUCACCAGAACAACUACUGUAGUUGUUGUGGUGACUAUAGUGUCCCUUUAAAUAUCACUCCAGCAAACUAGUUCUAGUACUUGGUUUUUUUAUAUUGACUCAGCUUUUACCUUAUCCUCAGUAAUCCUGAUCUUUCUUUAUUGUACCCUCUCUGGAGCUCGUGUAGGCCUUAACUAUGAUUGUCAAUCUUUCUGAAGUAAUUUGUGUUAGGCCCAGCCAGAUAUUCCUGCAAGAUUAUAUAAAUCCAAAUUAAUGACUGGUAAACUGUACUGAGCACUUGUUUUUAAACUUUCUUUUUACAGCGCUUGGUGUGUCCAUUAAUGGCCACACAAACAGUUUUCUGCUCACCGCGAACACAAGUAACAGCAUUACCUUAACAUGUGAGGUGGUCAACAAUACUGGCAAUGAGACCCUUCUUUGGUAUCGUGGAAAAAGUCAGGUGGACAUUAAAACCGAAAACAGUGUAAACUCCAGCUCUAUCUGUAUCUUCCCUGUAACUCCUCAAGAUAAUGAAGUGAGCUUCUCAUGUGUGUUAAAAAGUAACACCUCCAUCAGUGUGUCUGCAAUGUUAGACAUCAAAUGUGAGUAACUCGUACCCUGAUGGCAUAGUAACACUAUUAUAAUAGAAUACUAUCAUAUUAUUAUACACAGAUUGUUUUUUUUUUUUUGUUUUGGUUUUUUAUUUGCAGAAAAUAUCUAUAACAUUUACAUUUUACCUUCAGAGUAAGUUUACUUUAGGGCCGCCAUACCAUAAGUCAAUCAGCCUUGGAUAUUGUGGAUUUUUCCCCAAAACAGAAAUCAAAUUACGAUUACUAUUACCUUUUUAGCGCCAAAAUAUUUGCAAAGCUGCAUUAUAGGUAAAACAAGACAAAUAAUAAUGAUUUGACCACUAGAACCAAAAACAGGUCUGAUAGAUUCCAGUUACUUUUGAAAUGUAUGUGUUUUUUGACCAUUAAGGCCAUCAGAGAUAUUUACUAAAGUGAAAAUUCAAGGUGAAUUCAAAGUGAAUUUAAAAUAAAGCUGAAUAUUUCUCUAGCCCAGCUAUGCUUGCACUUUGGCUACUUUGCCCUUAUAUUUUAAAUUCACGUUGAAUUCACUUACUGGUCUUAAAGAGACAUCCCAGCAGAUUUAAAUAAAAAAUAGCAUUUUUAUAAACUAACUUUCUACACCCCUUGACUUCCAGGCAGACAAUAGGUCCUGUUACCUCCUGGUUUGUUUAUUUCAGUGAAGCCAAACUCAAGAGGCAGCAUUUGCCCACAGCACCUGUCUUACAAAGACUUCUUAUUGAGAUUGAGCUGCAUCGAGAAGUCUGUGAUUGGACAGCAUCAGAAAAUCUGAGUGUGGUUAGAAGGGGAAGGCUCGCAAAGGCUGCAGGCAAGAGUUAUAACCCCAACGAAGAAAGAAAAACACAAUUAAAUGCAAGAUGGUUUUAAUUUGGGAGAUAUCUACAAAAUUGUGAUUUCUUACAAAUUUCUUUCUAUUUGGGCAAUGGAGUGUCCCUUUUAUGGUCAGAAACACAUAUGUUUUAGAAGUAACUAUGGGAAGUUUAAAGAGGAAGAGAAGAGUAUCGCUUUAGAAAAAAAAUGGAAGAGAGAACAUGACACAAGGGUAAAACUCGUUUUGUGCUUGCUCCUAGUAACCCAGUUGCUUCUUGAUAUCAGAAUCCAGCAAAAAAGCAAAGGAGAGGAGACAAUGUUAAAAAGAUGAGUUUGUGCAUAAAAUGGAAAGGAAUAUUGGGUACUCCAUGCUGCCAUUAAAUACCUGACCCUGACCCCGGACAUUCUGUCUUUGGAUCAUGUUGUGUUUGGUGAAUAUGGUGAAACAUGGAGAAGGUUUUACUGAUGUUAAACCUUCCUCUCUUUGACUGUAUGCCACUUCUUCAUCUAAUAUAGGACUUAGUUUAAUAAGUUUACAAAUGAUUCUACAAUAUUAGAAAAAUGUUCCAAAUGAUUUACAAUUAAUACAUUAAUUAAUUAAAACAGGAGCUUUAAACAGUGUUAGUGGAAAUAAACUGAAAAACUUAGUGGUAAGAAAACGGAAAGACUAUAUCUGUUAUGACAAAUUUACUUUAAUGACUAAUAAUUACCAGUUGCCAAAAGUUUUACCAUCCCCAACAGAGAUUAAUAAAGUUGAUAAAUGUUUACCACCAAGUCGGAUGCAUUUGUUAACUCAUUCAGUUUCUAACAGGGAAACUGGGCUGCCUCUAGUGACAGAUCUCUAGGUCCUCCAGACUGCAUCCAACUUCUGAAAUUGAGUCAUUUGUUUAUGAAUGGAGAGCUACUGAUUGACUUAGAGCAUCAGGUGACCACUCUAACCAAUAAGCCUCCCCUUCCCCACUCCGCCCCUGCCCGAUGGCACUCCAUGCUUCCUGAAACUCAGUUUCAGAAACCGAAUGCCACCUGGGGGAUCUGGAGACCCGGCACUGGAGGCAGCCCUUGAGGUUAAACUGUUUGAGAAUGGUUUCACCCCUUAAGGUAAGAAAGUGCCUGGGGGCAUUCUGGCACUGUAACAACUUUAUUUCGAUGACGUUGUUAUGGUGACCGGAGUGUUCCUAUAAGAGCUUUCAGUCACUACCUUGUCUUUUCCACUUUCCCUUUUUGAAACUGAAUGAGUUAGCGAGUGCAUCCGACUUGGUGGUAAUUUUUACCAUUUUGUGUGGAAAUCAAAUCUUCUUUAGAUGAUUGAAUUCAAUGUUUCUCUAUGAGGAGUGUUUGAAUGGAGUAGCGUGGCACUUGCUGCACAUUCUCUUCUCAUCCACAAUGCUUCUCUAUGAGAAACAUUGGAUGAGAAGUCGAAGAGGAGUCAGCAGGUAAAAUGAUGAAAUGGGACGAAGCCAGCUGCAAGGCCUCUGACUCAGCUCUGGAAGGCUUAUUGAGAAUGUUUUGUUUAUUUAUUUUUUAACAUAAAAGGCCAGUCUGGGGGUCACUGGAAAGGCAGCAAAUCCAGAAAAGUCCAUCACAAGGCACGCUGUACCAGACAUACUUUUUGCCUCCUGAAGUUGUCCUGGAGUUGCAACCUCUCGUAUUAGCUUGGGAGACUCAGAUGCCAAAAUAAGAGCAGAGCUAACUCUGUCCGGCUGUCCUUGUCCCAUUCUGCUGCUUCCAGUCACAUCUCACAUCUUCUCCUGCUUUUAGUAAAUAACCUAGUAAAUGCCUUGUGCUGUGGAAAAAACUUAGAUGGACACUAGGUGCACUGGAGAUGCAGAACAUUUUAGGAACAUUUGAAUAAAUAGGCAAGACACUUGAUAGAUAGGAACAGAGAUAGUUGGGUGGUGAUAGUCUUCUCCCGGUCUCCCCAAUAUACACGAUUGGCAUCUGCCCCAUAGCACAUUUAAUGAGGUGUUCACUCUUUGGUCUUUAUAAGCCACUGCACACCCUUUGGGCAUACUACAAGAAUGACAUAUUUAAAAGAAAAUAGGACAUUGAUCUGAUAGUGUGUGCUUAUGUUGCUAUGGAGAAACUAUUCUAGUUAAAAUGUGACAUAUUUUUGCAUAAAAAUAAUAAUUUUUCUGUUUUAUGGGCCAAAAUAAAACAAACCGUUUUCUCAAGGACAUUGUUAAAGGAACACUAUAGUCACCUAAAUUACUUUAGCUAAAUAAAGCAGUUUUAGUGUACAGAUCAUUCCACUGCAAUUUCACUUCUCAAUUCCCUGUCAUUUAGGAGUUAAAUUACUUUGUUUCUGUUUAUGCAGCCCUAGCCACACCUCCCCUGGCUAUGAUUGACAGAGCCUGCAUGAAAAAAAAAAAAAACUGGUUUCACUUUCAAACAGAUGUAAUUUACCUUAAAUAAUUGUAUCUCAAUCUCUAAAUUGAACUUUAACCCCUUAAGGACUGGACUGUUUUUGCGAUGUUGUACAUUUGCGACCAGGCCUCUUUUUACACUUUUGUGGUGUUUGUGUUUAGCUGUAAUUUUCCACUCUCUCAUUUACUGUUCCCAUACAAAUUAUAUAUUGUUUUUUUCAGGACAAGAAAGGCUUUCUUUACAUACCACUAUUUAUAUAAUCUCAUGUAAUUUAAUUUAAAAAUAAAAUAAAAAAAUAUGAUGAAAAAUUGAAAAAAAUACGUUUUUUGACUUUUACUUGAAAAAAUAUUUUACUCAUCUACAAAAGCGAAUGAAAAAAACUGCUAAAUAGAUUUAAAAUUUUGUCCUGAGUUUUAAAAUACCCAGUGUUUAUGUGCUUUUUUUUUUUUUUUUGCAAGUUAUAGGGCUAUAGGUACAAGUAGGAUAUUGCGGUUUCAAAAUAUAAUUUCUUUUACAUUUAUCAAUAGUGACAUUGUAACAUUAUUAUCUGUCAUAAAUCUCUGAAUAACACCCCACAUGUACAUAUUUUUUUUAAAGUAGACAACCCAGGGUAUUCAAUAUGGGUUAUGUCCAGUCUUUUUUAGUAGCCACCUAGUCGCAAACACUUGCCAAAGUUAGCGUUCAUAUUUGUUUGUGUGUGAAAAAAGUAAAAAACUAAAUUGAACGCUAACUUUGGCCAGUGUUUGUGACUAAGUGGCUACUAAAAAAGAUUGGACAUACCCCAUUUGUAAUACCUUGGGUUGUCUUCUUUUGCAAAUGGUAUGCCAUCAUGGGGGGAAUUCUUAUUCCUGGGCUACCAUACGCUCUCAAAGGCAACGUAACCAACCUGGCGAUUUUCAAUGUAAAAAUAUUUGAUCCAUAUAUUUGACCCUGUAACUUUCACAAAUGUUAUAAAACCUGUACAUGGGGGGUACUGUUAUACUCAGGAGACUUUGCUGAACACAAAUAUUAGUGUUUCAAAACAGGAAAACGAAUCACAACAAUUAUAUCAUCAGUAAAAGUGCUGUUUGUGUGUGAAAAAUGCAAAAAAAGUCACUUUCACUGACAAUAUCAUAGCUGUGAUAUGUUUUACUGUUUUGAAUCACUAAUAUCUGUGUUCAGCAAAGUCUCCCGAGUAAAACGGUACCCCUCAUGUACAGGUUUUAGGGUGUCGUUGAACAUUACAGGGUAAAAUACAGUGCUAGCAAAUUAAAUUCUCUGGACUUUCGGCGUGGGUUGGCAGGCAGAUCCCUCAAAUUGCAAUUAAUAAAAUUACUUAAUUAUGUAAAAAUAUUACAUAAAUACGCACGUAGAAUUUAAAUAUAUUUGAAGUCUACGUGUAUAUUUAUAUAAUUAUUUAUGUAAUUUUGUAUAUGGACAUAUGUAUAUUUUGUAUUAUUUGUAUUUAUUUAUAUAUACAUAGAUAUAUAUACAAUUUCAUUGUAAGUGUAUUUUGAUAUAAAUAUAUAUAUUUUAAUAUCAAAAUACAGUUAGAAUAAAAUUUCAUAUAGAUAUAUUUGUUUUUAAAUUUUUAUUAUUAUUUUAACAUUUUUUUAUUUUAUUUAAUUUACUUAUUAUUUGUAUUUUAUUAUAUAUGCAAUAUAUAUAUAGUUAUUAUAUAUAUUAUAUAUAUACAUGUGUACUUUAAUUAUAAGUGUAUUUUUAUAUUAAUAUAAGUACAUAUUAAUAUAAAAAUACACUUAGUAUGACAUUAUAUAUAUGAUAUAUAGGCAUUUAUUAUAUAGAUAUAAUAUAUGCUUAUAUAUCAUAUAUAUAUAUAAUCUGCAUGGGGAGACUGUUUGGGCUGCAGGCAGUCUCCCCACACAACGCCGAUCGCCGCCGGGGGAACGACGGCGAUCGGGUAAGUACACCUGACCGUUAGGACGGUUCAGGACCGUCACCGGUCGGCAACGCAAAAAUGCCGAUGACGGUCCUGAACUGUCCUAGGUCGUUAAGGGGUUAAUCACAUACAGGAGGCUCUUGCAGGGUCUAGCAAGCUAUUAACAUAGCAGGGGCUAAGAAAAUCUUAAUUAAACAGAACUUGCAAUAAAGAAAGCCUAAAAAGGGCUCUCUUUACAGGAAGUGUUUAUGGAAGGCUGUGCAAGUCACAUGCAAGGAGGUGUGACUAGGGUUCAUAAACAAAGGGAUUUAACUCCUAAAUGGCAGUGAAUUGAGCAGUGAGGCUGCAGGGGCAUGUUCUAUACACCAAAACGGCUUCAUUAAGCUAAAGUUGUUCAGGUGACUAUAGUGUCCCUUUAAAUAGAUGUAUGCGUUAUAUUGUACAUUUUGUUUCCAUUCCUUAUAUAGCGAGUUUGAAGCUUUUGGUUAUCUGACUCUUUUCACACCAGCAUAAGUGAAGGAUGAUUGGGACUCAAGAAGUAUUGAUUUGGUUGCAAAUAAAUCUCAUCCAUCUGUCAUUUUGAUCCAUGUUGUUACAGUUGACCCCAUCCUGACUGGAGAGGACAAUGUGAUUGUGGAAAUUGAGAAGACUGCACAACUGACUUGCGAUUUUAAGGCCAACCCACAAGCUGCGAUGUCUUGGAGAAGAAAUGAUAACCUUGUCAACAUGGUGUCCCGCUACCAGCAGUACCUGACCAGUGACUCUUUCCAGCUCACCAUCAACAAGGCAGAGAAAAAAGAUGCCGGCUUAUAUACGUGUAUGGCUUUUAUAAACGGCAUGAACUUUACUAGAAGCUUCAACCUUGACGUAGCAGGUGAGAUAGAUACAGACAUUUUUUGGUAGUUCUGCUAGUGUGAGCUAUAAUCACAUGGUUUGAAAGGGUGAUAUAAGUGCAUGUUUAAGGAACCACUCACAGCACUGCUUAUGUUAGUAGGAGUUGAGGCAAAAGAUGUGGGACAUAAUCAUUUGUGUGUUUCUCCCCUUCUGUACCCAUUUGGCACUCCACAUUUACAGUCAGAGGGUGCCAAGAGAGGCUUCCAGGUCCCUUGAAACAUUAGUGUGUCAUAGUCUGCCAACCUGUGUUUGGCAGUCCAGCUACUGACAAUGACAAUCCAUUGAAUUACUGUCGAUUAUGGACUCCUAAACCACAACAGCCAGACUAUCAGACACUGCUUAUCUUUGGAUCAUAAUCCAAAUACGGACACUGUAAAAUGGUCCUCAGGCAAUCCAAGUAUGGAUGUCAAGCUUGUAGUUCAUACAUUGUAAGGCCAGUACCAUGCAAGCAUUAUAGAAAUUCAAACUACUUAUUAAUAAACUAGUGUUUAUCUUUAAUCUCACAAGCUGCUUGCCUUAAACACACAGAGGAGCUAGAAAUCAUUUCUUUAUCCAUCUCUGCUACAAAAUGUACAAUUCUAUUUUUCUUACACCCAGUAGUUGGUAUUUAGUGUCAAUCAACUCUGCACUAAGCAUGCAUUCAAUGGCUUUCCAUGUUGAUGUAAGUUAUACAUACAAACCCAGCAGUUGAGAGCAAAUCAUGGCCAUGUUUACAUCUCAAGGCCGUAUGAUUUUAAAAACUGUUGUAUAGACAAACACACCUAUAGAGUUUGUGUAUCUGUGUAUGUAGUGUGUGCACGUGUCUAGCAUAGAAUAGGUUACUUCUAUACUUCUAUGUGCAUGCCUUUGUUUGUAUGUAUGUGUGUACAGCUGUAAGUGAACAAUUUAACACUGUGCGUAGCAGCAUGGGUAUCGGUGUGUGUUUGUGUGUGGGUAGAUGUCAUUUAUUAGUUGAUCUUUUUGACCCCAGUCCUCUCUCUCCUGGAGAGUGUUGUGUUCGGCAGCCUCUGUCUCAGUCACCAAACACUGGCAGGACUACACCAGGCUCUGGAGCAAAUGCAAACAGAGGUCAUAAAAUGAACACAUAAUUGGCAUGGUCCAUGUAACGUCUUAGCCUAAUAAAAAUAUGAAAGGCUGAGGUGACAAAAAAUAAAAAGGUAAUAAAAAAAUUUACGUUCCUUAUGAAAUUUACUUUUACCCAGAGGUUAAGGCCUUGGAGAGUAGUAGGAACAAAAUAAAGGGGGGGAGGGGGGGGAUACUCUGCAACAUCAGUCACCUGAUAUAUCCGUAUCCGUAACAUCUUUAUUCAGACAUCACACACAGACGGACCUUGCAAUGGUUUGACAGUAAUGGAUGGAUUGGUAAUCCACUUGUAACAAUAGUGGUUUAAGAGGUCAUUGGAUGCAUACAGACUGGUCCUGUGAAGUUCUUGUCUUUGUAUUCUUGUUCACCUGAGUCUAGAGCAAAGUUUUGCAAACGUUUCAUGUUGGUGACACACUUUUCAGAUAUGCAUUAUUUUGCGACACGGUGGCGGUCGAGACGUUGUACUAUUUAGUCAACACGUCACUUCAGUUGCGGCUGCGUCACCAGAAGGGGCAUUGAAUCAGCGGUUUCGACCCAAUUCUGUGUGCUAUGCAUGCUCAGUAUACUUGUAUGACCCCUCGACUGUCUCUCUAUAAAACUCUGUCCCUUAUUCACAAUAUAGUAAUAUGCAGGUCUCUGAUACGCAGCCCAAGUUGGCACUUCUCAUCUUAUUUACUGUUCCUGGUUGGCUGCUGUGGCUGGUUGGCAGGCCUCUCUUUUUCACCAGCCACUUUUUGGAUAUCUUUUUUUCCCUCAACCGUUUUGUAUGUCUCUUAUUCCCCUUCCCAUCUGUGUGUCUCCUAGCCCCAGCCCUUCUGUGUGGUCCUCCCAGUCCAUCUGUGUGUCUCUUUGUCAUCCCCAUAGCCCCUCUAUCUGUUUCUUUGUCCCACCUCAGCCCCUCUUUGCCUCCCUUCAGCCCCUCUUUGUGUUUUUUUCCCCAGACUCUGUGUCUCUCUUUGUGCCCCCUCCUCCCCUGUGCCCUUCGUCUGUCCCCCUUCCAAUCUGUACCUUUAUUCUGCACCCACUCCCCUCCUGUGUUCUUAUUCUGUCCCCCUCCCCUCCUUUGACCAUCUUCUGUCCUCCUCCCCCUCCAAUGCCCUACUUUUGUCCCCUUUCCUUCCUGUGCCCUUCUUCUGUUCACCUCCCCUCCUCUGCCUAUCUUCUGUCACUCCUUUCUUCCUGUGCCCUUCUUCUGUCCACCUCCUCCUUCCCCUUGAUGGAGGAAUGAUAUGUGAGGAACCAGAACAAGGUAAGGGGACUGGAAGAAGAAUUAACAUAAAUGAGACAGGACUGAAAAAGAUGAAACCUAUCAGACUGUGAUAUAUGUAGACUUUCAUGGACUGAAAUAAUAGUUACUGAGCUGAACGCAGACUCUGUAUUACAAGACUGAAACAUUUCCAAACCUUGACUUAGUAGAUCCAAGAAUAGGACUCGGACCAGAGGUAAAUCCUAAAGUGGUGCCAUUGUGACUUUUCUUUAUGGAGGGGAAUAAAUAUUUUUUUCCAUUGUUUUGUAUAGAUAAGAAGGAUGUACUUCCAAUAGAAGCAAUCGGUGCAGCAGUAGUGGUGGGAGCACUCAUUAUACUGUUUGCAAUGUUUGCUCGGAGAGAAAAGAUAUUUAAAAAGGUAAGUAAUGCUAAAAUUAAUACAUGGGUUGACGUGUCUCACAUUAGGAAUACAGAGACCAAUAUACUAUAAAAACAAAUAUUCUAUUAUGAAGUUAGUAGAUCUCUCCAAGUGUAGUGAUUACUGGAUCUCUCUGAGUGGUAUAUGCAAGGUUUGUGACUUGCUUCUUGCAACCCAUAUUGCUGUUAUUGCUUAAAGGGACACUAUACUGUGAGGGAAAACAGUAUUUGAUCCCCUACUGAUUUUGAACAUUUAUAAAUCAUUUAUAACUUUUUUGACAUGCGUUUUUCUGGAAUUUUAAAAUGUUUUGUUAUUCUGUCUCUCACUGUUAAAAUACACCUACAAUUAUAGAUUGAUACUUUCUUUGUCAGUGGACAACGUUCAAAAUCAGCAGGGGAUCAAAUACUUUUUUUUCCUCACAGUAUGCACUCUAUGCACACUUUGUCUCAUUAAAGUGAUCUGGGUGCUGUGUCCCUCUUAGUCCUCCAAAAUAAAACAUUGCAGAUUUAUAGAAACUGCAAUUUUUACAAUUCAGUACUAAGACUGCUUCUAGUGGCUGUAAUGUGAAAUGACAUUGGACAUCUUCACGCUCUGCAUGAGAACAUCCAGUGUCAAGGAGAAAACCCCAUCGGAAAACAUUGAGGCAAUGCUUUCCUAUGUGGAAGACCUAAUGGGCUUUAAUGUGUGGUUAGACAUGACCUAUGUUUCAUAAAUAUAUGCUGAUAUUUGCUUAUAAUGUUCUUCCCAAUGUAUUCCUGGAUAUUAUAUUAUCUCUUAAUAACCCUUCAAAGACUUUCCCUUCCACAGAAGUUAAACUCACAUGUCUAUAAUUUCCAUGCAAGGAUUUGGAAUAUAUGAACCACAUCUACCUUCCUCCAAUCCUCUGGUACAAUUCCUGAAAGAAAAUAAUUCUGAAAGAUUAAAAACACAGGUUCACGAAUUGCCCAACUUAGCCCCUUAAAGGGACACUAUGGACACAAGAAAAACUCUAGUUUUUCUUGUGUCCAUAGUGUCCCUUUAAGGGGCUAAGUUGGGCAAUUAGUUUAACCAUGUUAAAGGAUAGGAUUGAUGAACAUCUAAAAACACAUGGAUUUCAAGAUCAGAGACAACAUGGGUUUACUUCAGGGAGAUCAUGCCAAACUAAUCUUAUUGAUUUUUUUGAUUGGGUAACUAAAAUUAUAGAUCAGGGUGGUGCAGUAGACAUUGCUUACCUAGAUUUCAGUAAGGCUUUUGACACUGUUGCACAUAGAAGGCUUAUCAAUAAACUGCAAUCUUUAAGUUUGGAUUCCAAUAUUGUUGAAUGGGUAAGGCAGUGGCUGAGUGACAGGCAACAGAGGGUUGUAGUUAAUGGAAUAUAUUCGAAGCUUGGACUUGUCACCAGUGGGGUACCUCAGGGAUCUGUACUUGGACCCAUUCUCUUUAAUAUUUUUAUUAGUGAUAUUGCAGAAGGUCUUGAUGGUAAGGUAUUUCUUUUUGCUGAUGAUACUAAGAUAUGUAACAGGGUUGAUGUUCCAGGAGGGAUAAGCCAAAUGACAAAUGAUUUAGGUAAACUAGAAAAAUGGUCAGAAUUGUGGCAACUGACAUUUAAUGUGGAUAAGUGCAAGAUAAUGCAUCUUGGACGUAAAAACCCAAGGGCAGAGUACAGAAUAUUUGAUAGAGUUCUAACCUCAAGAUAUGAGGAAAGGGAUUUAGGGGUGAUUAUUUCUGAUGACUUAAAGGUAGGCUGACAAUGUAAUAGAGCAGCAGGAAAUGCUAGCAGAAUGCUUGGUUGUAUAGGGAGAGGUAUUAGCAGUAGAAAGAGGGAAGUGCUCAUGCCAUUGUACAGAACACUGGUGAGACCUCACUUGGAGUAUUGUACACAGUACUGGAGACCGUAUCUUCAGAAGGAUAUUGAUACCUUAGAGAGGGUUCAGAGAAGGGCUACUAAACUGGUUCAUGGAUUGCGGGAUAAAACUUACCAGGAAAGGUUAAAGGAUCUUAACAUGUAUAGCUUGGAGGAAAGACGAGACAGGGGGGAUAUGAUAGAAACAUUUAAAUAUAUAAAGGGAAUCAACACAGUAAAGGAGGAGACUAUAUUUAAAAGAAGAAAAACUACCACAACAAGAGGACAUAGUCUUAAAUUAGAGGGACAAAGGUUUAAAAAUAAUAUCAGGAAGUAUUACUUUACUGAGAGGGUAGUGGAUGCAUGGAAUAGCCUUCCAGCUGAAGUGGUAGAGGUUAACACAGUAAAGGAGUUUAAGCAUGUGUGGGAUAGGCAUAAGGCUAUCCUAACUAUAAGAUAAGGCUGGGACUAAUGAAAGUAUUUAGAAAAUUGGGCAGACUAGAUGGGCCGAAUGGUUCUUAUCUGCCGUCACAUUCUAUGUUUCUAUAGCUUACUGAAUUUGUUCUGGUGAGUAUAAUCAUUCCCAGCAAAAAGCCUGAAGGUAAUGAUUCUACUUACCAGAACAAAUUCAAUAAGAUGUAAUUGUUCUGGUGACUAUAGUGUUCCCUUAAUCAUGCCCCUGGAGUCUUACACAUCAAUUCUCUGCUAUUUAACCCCUUAAGGACCGAGGACUGUUCAGGACCGUCAUCGGCAUUUUUGCCUUGCCGACCGGUGAUGGUCCUGAACCGUCCUAACGGUAAGAUGUACUUACCCGAUCGCCAUCGUUCCCCCGGCGGCGAUCGGUGGUGCUCCCAGUGUGGGGAGACUGCCAGCAGACCAGACAGUCUCCCCAUGGUGGAUUAGGACCCCUGGGGCCAUGUGAUCGCUCAACAGAGUGAUCACAUGGUCACAAUAGAUGUUCAUGUAUCUGCCUGCAGGGGGACUGCCUAUGCUGACAGGCAGUCUCCCUGCUAGUGUAAAAUAAAAAAUAAAAAUAAAGGUUAAUGGUAAUUAAAAAAAAUUAUAAUUAUAUAUUUGUAUAUAUAUAUAUAUGAUAUUUAGACAUAUAUUAUAUCUAUAUAUAAUGUCAUACGAAGUGUAUUUUUAUAUUAAUCUGUACAUAUAUUAAUAUAAAAAUACACUUAUAAUUAAAUUACACACGUAUAUAUAUAAUAUAUAUAAUAACUAUAUAUAUUGUUUAUAAAUAUUAUUAUAAAAUACAAAUACUAAGUAAUUUAAAUAAAAAAAAUGUAAAAAUAAUAAUAAAUAAAAAAAAUGAUAUAUCUAUAUGAAAUUUUAUUCUCAAAAUACACUUAGAAUGAAAUUGUAUAUAUAUCUAUGUAUAAAUAAAUAAAUAAAAUACAAAAUAUCCAUAUGUCAUAUACAAAAUUACAUAAAUAUAUAAAUAUACACGUAGACUUCAAAUAUAUAAAAAUGCAUUUAUAUUUAAAUUCUACGUGCGUAUUUAUGUAAUAUUUUUACAUAAUUAAGUAAUUUUAUUGAUUGCAAUUUGAGGGACCUGCCAACCCAACCCAGGCCGAAAGUCCAGAGAAUUUAAUUUGCUAGCACUGUAUUUUACCCUGUAACGUUCUAUGACACCCUAAAACCCGUACAUGAGGGGUACUGUUUUACUCGGGAGACUUCGCUGAACACAAAUAUUAGGGAUUCAAAACAGUAAAACAUAUCACAGCGAUGAUAUUGUCAGUGAAAGUGACUUUUGUUUGCAUUUUUCACACACAAACAGCCCUUUUACUGAUAAUAUAAUUGUUGUGAUACGUUUUCCUGUUUUGAAACACUAAUAUUUGUGUUCAGCAAAGUCUCCUGAGUAUAACAGUACCCCCAUGUACAGGUUUUAUAACGUUUUUGAAAGUUACAGGGUCAAAUAUAUGACUCAAAUAUUUUUACAUUGAAAAUGGCCAGGUUGGUUACGUUGCCUUUGAGAGCAAAUGGUAGCCCAGGAAUGAGAAUUCCCCCCAUGAUGGCAUACCAUUUGCAAAAGAAGACAACCCAAGGUAUUGCAAAUGGGGUAUGUCCAGUCUUUUUUAGUAACCACUUAGUCACAAACACUGGCCAAAGUUAGCGUUCAAUUUAGUUUUCAGCAACUUUUUAGCAACUGGACAGCAAUAGCUUAUGACAAUGAGAAGCCACUGGUACAUAGGUGCAUGAGGUAGGAUUUAAUCUCUCUUGCUUACUAAUACUAAGUCAUUUUUUACUUCGCAUUAGGAAAGUUGGCUGAAAGAACGAAAUUAUCAUAAAAAAAAGUGCAUUUUGUAACUUUGGUCUUUCAACUUCUUAGUAGAUAGCUUCCUAAUCCUUGUGGGAUUGCCAUAAAUACAAGUGGUCCUCACUUUAUGACCUACAUGUUUUACGAUGGCUCGCACUUACGAUCAGCUCUCUAGCAUGGGGAUUCAAGGAAUUCCCCAUGUUAAAGAGCUGGUCUAUGUUCUGGGAAUUUUCCCGGAACAUAGAUUAGAGGGAUUCCCUGCUCUGGUGCGCAUGUCUACGUUCGGGGAAAUUUCACCAAACAUAGAUUUGAGGGAUACCCUGCUCUGCUGCGCUUGUUUGUGUUCAGGGAAAUUUCCCCGAACAUAGACCUGCACUGGUGCGCAUGCUUUGUAGCGCAUCCUCACUUACCAACUAAUUAGUUUUACGACCGAGUCGUAAGAACGGAACCUGGUCGGUAAGUGAGGAGUAGCUGUAUAGAAGGAGCUAUCUAUUCAACAGCUUCCUAAUUUGGUACAGUGAAAUAUGGCAAUCUCACAAGGGUGCCAGUGUAGGUAGUUAUCUGCUACAUGACUGCAAGAUCCAGCCACGGCACAGAUCUGAGUUUCAUUUGUCCAAAUUAAAUUCUGAAACGAAAAUGAUGGCUGAAUUGAAUCUGAAAACGAAUGAGCAAACAGACUAAAUUCGGUUCGGCCAAAGCAAAAAAAUGUUUUCCUGCCAAAACAAAAAUUUAGACGGCGCCCAAGCUUAUUAUGCAACAAAGGAAGCUAAAAAAAAUUAUAUAUAUAUAUGUAUAUAUAUAUAUUCAGGAGAUGUGUAACUAGGCCUACUUUAACAAAGUGAUUUAACUCCUAAUCGGCAAUCUGUUGAUAACAUUAGUUGAAGAUGAGAAAGAAACUUUAAUAUUAUGUAUGACAGCACUGGAACUAGAAUUUACAUGUAAAGAUCAGAUUUUCUACACAUUCCUUGCCAGAUUAAAACUUGUUUUCUUGUUUCAGUGCCUGAAACCACAUGAUAACACAUCUCUGUAAGUAUUUCCUUCACUGAGCAUUUACAACACAACGCUCAACAAUGUUUUAAAGGAAUGUUAUCUAGGGACCCAGUUGUUUCGAUAUGGCGUUUUGUUCUGUCUAUUUUGAUCAGCUGCGCCCUGGCGUCAUUUAACCACUUUCUACGUUCUUUGAUUCCUGAUUCCAAGAGUGGUGUGAUUUCAAACAGUCCAUUUAAAUCAUUCUAGAACCAGGUGAUCCAUGUACAAUGAUUUACAACUCUGCCUUAGGGAAAGUUAGGAGCUGUAUGUGGGACAAUUAGCUAUUAAAAAUAUUCAUUGCUGCAAAUAUUUUUAAUUGUCUUAAAGUGCACCCGUCAUGCAAGCUUGACGUGGUGGCAGAUUAUUACCAUCUAAUCUAUACGUUGUUCAAUCCAAUCAAACAUCCUUCUGCACGGACUGGAUCAAGUUUGAUGGAGAACCAUUAUUGUGGGUAUUAGCUAUAAGACUGGGCUAUGGUCCUAGAUACAAUACGAGAACAAAAGAAACACGACAUAUAAAAAGAUGAAGAAAUAUGGGUUCAGCGCAAGGGAUCACACACUGCCAGCGUGAAGUUGAGGGUUUUUUUUCUUAUUUUUAGUCUUCUUUGCCAUUUGUGGUAAAUGGAUUGCAGCAACCACUAAAGGUGCAGAGUCUGCAGACGCUUAGAGAUUUUUCUUGGAAUAGAACAGGAUAUGUCUCUACACAGACUGUACCAUGCUAUGCGUACUUUGAAUUUUAACUAUCAUUCUGGUUUCUUCCACAGGUAAAUUAUUGACAUCCUACUCCAAAAUGUAUCCAAGCUGCAUGGUUUCCUGUAGACAAGACAAUUUUCGGCAAUUAAGCCUUACCUGCUACCCAGAAGUGUGAAUUGUACCAGUGUUUAAAGAAAUAAAGAAUUGGAAUGAUUUCAAAUAGAAGGAAUGUUCUAAGCACCAUAACCACUACUUGUUAUUGCAUUGGUUAUGCUACUACCAGACCAUAGCACGAUAAUCAAUACAAUGACCUGUAGUGGUUAUGGUCUCUUAUCCCUAGUCACGUGCCCAUCUUUCACUUUUCCAGUUUUGUUUUUAAAUUCUCCCAUUAAAGUAUAUUUUGGGUCCCAUAUAACAAUAUUAGAUAGACAAUCUGAAAAAGACUCAUACAGAUAUGAUUGUUACAUUUAUUGGAAAAAUAUAUUGAAUUUCCUGUUGUAGAGUCUUGUAACACUGUAUUGUAUCCAAUAUUAAUAAAAAAACACACACACAAAA
Messenger RNA from Pelobates cultripes (western spadefoot toad), 48471 nucleotides. The record is from the annotation of a GenBank genome assembly. Lineage: Eukaryota; Metazoa; Chordata; Amphibia; Anura; Pelobatidae.